GACCGUUAGAGCGAAGCGGAGAGGGCGCUGGACAGCCGCGUCGCCAUGAAGCUGUUGGCGGCGGCGGCGCUGCUCCUCUUCGCCGCGGGCCUCGGUGAGCGAAGGCCCGUCCCGGGCGGGCGGGCGGGCGGGCUCCCUCACAGCCCGCCCCGUCCCCCUACCCGGACUGGCAGCGGUUCUCCCACGAUCUUUAUUUGUGGGACAAGCCCAAGUAGCGUCUGAACCAGGCAGCCUUUAUCAAGUUAGGGGCCUCCAGGCGUCGCUGGACUACAACUUCCACCAUCCCUGUCCUCUAGGCUGCUAGCUAGGGAAUGGUGGGAGUUGUAGUCCAGAAACACCUGGGGACCCCGGGUUGAGAAAGGCCUGAGCACCUAGCUGUCUAUCAUAAAAUGAAUACGCUGCCUGAUGGUUUGAAAACCCUCAACGCGGUUUACAAAAAGAUAACACUGCUUUAAAACAUACAAAAAUUAAAAUACUGAAACGAAUUGCUCAGCUUUCCAAGCGUCUCUGAGCAGGAACAUUUUGUGCAGGCGCUUGCUUGAUCUCGAGAGGAAAGGAUCAGGAGCUGAGCAAGAUGUGGGCCCAAGUCCACCCGUCAAAGCGGCCCCCUGGGCACAAGUGGGGCAAGGCUUUGAUCUUGGCCUGGGAGCAGAUCAGCAGCCAGUGCCGAUCUCUGAGCGCAGGCCUCCCUCCUGUCAGCAAUCGCGCUGCAGAAUUCUGCCCUCACUGCAGCUUCCAGCUCAGUCCCGAGGGAAGCCCCACGCAGAACACAUCCUAAUAGAGAUGGGUACAGCAGACGGUUUAAGGCAGAUGUGGGUAUCCAGUUGUCAGAUUACUAUCUAGGAAGAGGUGUCGACCUCAGUGUGGAGGAAAUGUCCUUUAAAAUCUGGAUCUGCCUUGAAACAUAGGAACCUAGGAAGCUGCCUUAACAGAGUCAAACCAUUGGUCCAUCUAGUUCAGUAUUGUCCACACUGACUGGCAGCAGCUCUUCAGGAUUUCAGGCAAGAAUCUCUCCCAAUCCUACAUGGAUAUGUCAGGGAUUAAAACUGCCCCUGGCCCAGGGCCCUUCUCCCUUAAGCACUUAGAAGUAGCACUUAGUAAAGGUAAAGGGACCCCUGACCAUUAGGUCCACUCGUGGCUGACUCUGGGGUUGUGGCGCUCAUCUCACUUUAUUGGCCGAGGGAGCCAGCGUACAGCUUCCAGGUCAUGUGGCCAGCAUGACUAAGCCGCUUCUGGCAAACCAGAGCAGCGCAUGGAAAUGCCAUUUACCUUCCCGCCGGAGCGGUACCUUUUUAUCUACUUGCACUUUGACAUGCUUUCAAACUGCUAGGUUGGCAGGAGCAGGGACAAGCAACGGGAGCUCACCCCAUUGCGGGGAUUCAAACCGCCGACCUUCUGAUCGGCAAGUCCUAGGCUCUGUGGUUUAACCCACAGCGCCACCCACGUCCCAUAGAAGUAGUACUUAAAAUAGUGCAAAUAUGGUAUCUCACACCAAUACAAUCAGCCCAUUUUCGUUCUUCCUGCUCACCAAGCUGUUGCAGGAAGUUAACCUCAUAUAUUUGAGGUGGGAAAGUUCUGGGAGGAAAGUAUUUGUCAAAAUAAAAGCAAUCUCAAACUGUCUCAAAAUGUCCAGAGCUGAUGCUGCUCAGUCUUCUCAUGGCCGAUGAUAUUAAUGUACUGCUCAAACCUCUAAGUUCUCUUUUAAUAGUCGCUCAUAAUGAGAUACUAGAAGAAGUUGUAGGGUGCAUCUCUGACAAAUUAGUACAAUAAAAUAUGGCAAAUAGCACUUGUGGGAAAAUUGACUAAUGAAUAAAAUUGGCAUAAGGUUUGAAACAUAAAUACUCUUGUAACAGAUUGGUACAGCUUUUUUAUGCAUAUGACUAGAAAUGAAAACAGUCUAAAACUUUUUGGUUAAUGGACUGUUUAUUGCUUUCUAUAAAAAUGGUAGUCUGGGAUAAGAACUUAUUGUAUUAUUUGGAUGUUAUUUUGGAUGUAUUACCUUCUGGCUUAGGGUGGGAUAUUUUAUUACUCGUCUACAAUGUCAUUAUAUGUUGUAAGAAUUUAAUAACUGGGGGGGAUAGAAGAAAGAAGAAAGGUACAGAUAAAGGCACAAGAGUUUGUCUUUCCUAGAUCUCUAUUUGGUUAGCAAUCCUAAUUUAUAUGAUGUCAAUGUAUAUAGAAUUUCUUAAGAGAGGCAUUCCCCUCUUCCCAGGUGAUGCACAUAGAGACCUAUAAGCUCAGCUAACUAACCAGGCUAGGCUCUUUGUUCGCUUGCUCAAUGUAUAUUCAUUAAGGAAAAACCAUAAUCGUAUGCUAAUAGGGCGAUGUAGCCUAGGAUAGGAGAAGUUGCCUCAGUUUAUGCAUAUGCAUUGCCUUAGGAGAUAACAGAAAUGUAUAUUAACCCCCCCCCCUUUAGGGGUUGGGCGCAGACUUUGGAGUUUAUUCCUCUGCUGCCUAUUUUGCUGGCUUGCAAAAUAAAACCCUUUGUUUUCCUCUUUUGCUGCUUGAGUUUUUCUUUCAGCCCCAAACAUUGAUUUUUGCAACACAAGCAGGCUGCAAUCUAAUCUCCAGACUGAUUUGUUGUGGAUGUAACCUGCCACAUAUCAUUAAGGGUGUUUCUAGACUCACUGUUUUCAGGUGGGAUUCAGCCACUUCCCAGCAAAUUCAGAAUGUGCAACUGAAUGUGAUUGGAUGUAAUUCUUAGGUGUCUUAAGGUGCUGUGACAUUUGUGCCUUGUAGAAAUUAAAUGGCGAUUAACUUCUUAGCAUUCUUCUUCUUCUCCAGAUUGUCAAACCUUUUUGCAUAUCACUUAUCCAAAGAAAAUUCCAUCCAACAUGACUGAAGAUGGUCUAGGUCCAGAUGAGGUAUUUGGAAUUAAGAAACAUACUUAUUCAAAAGUUUGUGCUAUGGAGUGAACGCCUACUCAGUGGAUGAUAUUUUGCACAGUGAUUUCCCAAGCUUGCUGACGCAUGCUUUUCUCCAAGUUAAAACUGGAGGCAUAUUUGACUCUAGCAUUUGAAAAGGUUCCUUUAAAAGUUUGAGGCGGAGGGCUCCACCUCCACUGCUUUUGUGUGAGUCACUUUUGUGAGUUUGUCUCCUGACAAGCAGGGUUUAUCUGCCCCCCCCCCCAUAUUUUAUUCAAGUUGGCACCUGUGGCCUUGCGUAAGGGAACUCUUCCCACCCACCCAGAGAAUUUCAAGCAGCCAUAGAGGGAUUGCCAUCCACCUGUUCCAUCAUCAUACAAACCCCUGAGAUGAAGAGUGUUAUCAACAGGACCAUUUUCAUUGUAUUCACGAUGCUGUCUGUGGUUUAGAGGAAGCAUAACACUUGUUGGUCUCUUCCAAAUGUUUCUGGCAAGUUAGAGCAAUCUAUACCCAUAUGCCCAAAGUCAAAGGGAGGGGUUCUUAAUUCAUCUGACAUCAGCUGAUGCACAGUGUAAAUUAAUAAUGCAGAGUCUUCUUCAGUAAAAGAAUGAAAGCUUUACUGAGUUAAAAUAAAUUUGUUUGUAAACACAUGGGAAAGCAUGCUUAAACCAAAGCGUUCUUAAACCAAGGCAUGCUUUCCCAUAGCAGCGGGGGACUCAAUUUACAAAUGGAACACACUCAACAGGAAGCGAAAUAUAUUCUGCUUCCAAGGCAAAGUUCACAAACCAAAACACCUACUUCCGGGUUUGCAGCAUUCUUAAGACUUCCGGAACAGAUUAAGUUCGUAAACCAAGGUACCACUGUAUUUAUUUAGCAAAUGAAUGUGACCACACAUUUUCAUUCUGAGUGGCAGGAGGCUGUUGUGCUUUGAAUGCAACUUUUCCUUUUCAGAUUUUUUUGUUGGGUAUGGUAGACUUCAGGAGAUUGCACUGUGGGAUUCUUUUCCCACUUUGCUGUUCCUGACUCAUUGUGAGUGGAUUUAGAAAACGGUUACCCUUGUACUUGUGACAAUGAUACCCAUGAGCAACUGGGUUGAAGCACCAGAAAAUGGGGAAUUUCAUUUCCUUCCAGUCAAAUCUCCCCCCCAUUGGCUUCUCUGGGCCCCAGACACAGGCAAGAAACAUAUUUAGUUGAGCAAGGCUGAAAUCCUAACCCCACUUACCUUGGAGUAAGUGCCACUGAAUUAAUUGGAUUUACUUUUGAGUAGAUAUAGUGAGGGUUGUGUUGCAAGUUGUUUUACAUUAAGAAGUUAAACAGAGUCUUGCUAGGUUUCCCACAGGGGUCAACUAGAUACCUCUGGGAAACCCACAAACAUGUGCAUGUUCCACACCUGAGGUCCUCCAGGUGAGUGAAUGAGCAGAGAUCCUCAGGUACAGCUAUGUGUGCACUCUACAGUUGUGCAUAAGAAUCUUUGGGUCAGAGCAAACAUUAUUAAAUAUCAUUUAAGAAUGAUAGUUUCCCCUUUUCCCCAUCAUAAUCACUGCUGCUGUUUUGUUUAGCAGCAUUUUCACUCCCUCACCUCUUGCAGGAGCCCCACAUGUCCAUGUACGCUUUGCAGGGAUCCUUUUUUUAAUCAAAGUAUUAAUUAGACCUGGAACCAGAGAUCUGACUGGCUAUUUCAAAUCAAUGUGCUAUUACUUCUCCUUUCUGCCUGUUCUCUCUCCUAGUUUUUUAGCAGGCUUCUCAACCUGGCUUCCUUAUUCCUCAGGAGAUCCCCAUUUAAGCCUGAGCUGCCUUGAUUUCUGUUUCAGAAGUUGGGCGCCAGCCCCACUCUCUGCCAAGCGGUAGGAAGAUUCCAGGGGUUCACCCAGGGUCUAUGGUCCUCUGGAGAAUUGAAGAGGCUGUGGAAUUGUAACUUUAAAAGCUAUGGUUUAUUCACCUAUUUACACCUUCCGUCUGUAUGGAGAGAGUCCAGAUCUUAUAGCUUGGUCAUUUUAAGAGGAGCUUGUUCCCUACAGCAGUGCAGCACUAGAGUCCAAUGCAUCUCUCCCAGCCAGCCUGCCCAGGAUGGAUCUCUCUUUUCAUUCUCCCCAACUUCUUCUUCCCAGCACUCCUUGCUUUCAAGACUCUCUUUUCCUGUCACUUUACAGCCAGUUACUCUGGCAACCUUCCAUCUGCCCAGGCCAAAGAUUCCUCUCAGGUGGGCCAUCAACACCUUUUGCUAUCCCAGGUGAAGCUUUGGCUGGGAAAGGAAGUUUAGCUUGUAUUUUUCCACUGGCCUGCAAUCUUCCCUUCAAUACUCCAGCUAAUCAAAACCCUACCAUUUAUUUCUAGGGUUUAGCCCUCUGCCCCCACUCCCGCAAAUGCCUUCUCAGGUCCCUGCCUCCUUCUUUCAUCAAUGAAACUUAUUUUCUUUCCCUGGGUCCUGAACUGCCUCUCUGAAAGAUAAAGAGGCUCAGCCAAUCACUGCCAUAGCUUUUCUGCCAUCAUCAAAUACAUUUCAAUAGAGACUGUUCAUUUCAUUUGUAAAAAUACUGUUUCUACAUACUCUUCUGACUGAUUGUUUUGUUUUGUUUUGAAUUGUCCAGAGCACACAGACUUACAUGAUUACAAUAAAAAAGAAGACGUACACAAUUCACCUGCAGCAACAGUAAGUGACUCCCUAUUCUUAACCCUUUGGCUUAUGGAAAGGCUGUAGCAUGUGCUGUGCAUGGAGAAGGUCCCAAGUUCAGUCUCCAGUGUCUCUAGGCAGAGACCCCAGUCUGAAACCCUGGAGAGCCAUGGCUUGGCUUAGUGUGACAUGUGAGCCAGGUCAUUUACUAAUCUGCACCUGAUUUUGAUUUCAGUAGUCCAUAAUGGCUAGCUCCAGAAGGUGAUCAGAUUGGGCCUUUCCUAGUCCACUACCACCUCAACAGGGCCACCAGUCUUAUUUUGCUCAGAACUGUCCAGAAGGUCAUAGGCAGUAUGAGAAUUCUCAGUUUACGCAUCAUGCCUGCGCUAGACAAAAGCGCCCCACAAAAGAUUUAUUUGUUCAUUUCUUAGGAAGCAUCUUACCUAAACUGUUCAGCAGUAAGCUCCUGGAAUGGCUUACAAGGGGUUAAAGAAGCCCAAUAGUAGUAAUAGUAGUAGUAGUAGUAGCAGUAGUAGUAGUAGUAGUAAUACAAUAAAAAAAUGGCAACACUUACAUAACAAUGCAACUUCCAAAGAAAACAGCAUGAUAGAAAAAAUUCCAGCAAUGAUUAAAAAUGAAUGAAUCUAAAAGGCCUGUGGCACUAAAAGGAAAAGAGAGAUGACAUGCGAGCUUGUCGGGGCUGGCGGGGGAAGCCUGGUUCCCCCGCCCCAAAGAGCACCUCAGGGAGCAGCGAACGUUCUGCGCACAACCUGCCCGCUGCUCCCAGAGCUUGUCGGGGCUGACGGGAGAAGCCUGGGUCCCCCCCCCCCAGCCCCAGGGACCACACAUUCGCUCCAUAAGACGCACAGACAUUUCCCCUUAGUUUUUAAGAGGAAAAAAGUAUGUCUUACGGAGCGAAAAAUAUGGUACAAUAUUAUCAAUAAAGAAAUAACACCCAGAGUACAUUGCUUAUUAAUUGCCUAGUACAUCAGACACCCUAUGGCAGUGAUGGCCAAACUCAGCCCUCCAGCUGUUUGGGACUACAGUUCCCAUCAUCCCUGACCACUGGUCCUGUUAGCUAGGGAUGAUGGGAGUUGUAGUCCCAAAAAUAGCUAGAGGUCCAAGUUUGGCCAUCACUGCCCUAUGUUGUCUCUUGAGAACAUUCCUUGGCUGUCUUCUUUGGAAAUUAAUGGUUACCAUUCAAUCCAGUGGGAGGAAUAAUAAUAAUAAUAAUAAUAAUAAUAAUAAUAAUAAUAAUAAUAAUUUAUUAUUUAUAAAUUAUGCAGCCCAUCUGGCUGCAUUUCCCCCAGACACUCUGGGCGGCUCCCAAUCAAGUGUUUAAAAACAAUACAGCAUUAAAUAUUUAAAACUUCCCUAAACAGGGCUGCCUUCAGAUGUCUUUUAAAAAUAGGAUAGCUGCUUAUUUCCUUGACAUCUGAUGGGAGGGCGUUCCACAGGGCGGGCGCCACUACCGAGAAGGCCCUCUGCCUGGUUCCCCGUAACCUCACUUUUCGCAAUGAGGGAACCGCCAGAAGGCCCUCAGUGCUGGAUCUCUGUCCGGGUUGAACGAUGGGAGUGGAGACGCUCCUUCAGGUAUACAGGACCGAGGCCAUUUAGGGCUUUAAAGGUCAGCACCAACACUUUGCAUUGUGCUCAGAAACGUACUGGGAGCAAAUGCAGAUGUCAGGACUGGUCAUUGUCCUCUUCAGAUCACCGCACAAACGCUUCUUGUCUUUUAUAAAUUUUUAUUGCGUAUUAACAAAACAAUCUUAUAAACGGUUCUUAACUAUUCUUCCUCAGAGUCACUUAUUUCAGAUACCUUCUGAGCUCUGCUUCUCCGUGACCAGCCACCCUCAAAAUGGCGAAGGCGCCCUUCCCUUCGCUUUCCCACUCUUUUUCCUAACCUCCUGGCUAGAGCUGGCUUGUAUCUCUCCUCCUCCGAAUCUGAGCUAGAACUGAACCAUUGCCUUUCCUGUGAACAGCCGGUCCCUCCCUGUUGUUCCUGUUGCUCUCUUCUGUUAGAUUCACUGCUCUCCUUCCCCCCUUGGGGAAUGCUUUCUCCCUCUGAGAAACUGGAAAAUUCUAACUGUAACUCUUCCCUGUCAGCAGAUCUCUCAGGAUCGGUGUUAUAUGGUCCCGGUGGCCACUCCCAGUCACUAGUCUAGCUGCCGCAUUAUGGAUUAAUUGCAGUUUCUGCGUCACCUUCAAAGGUAGCCCCACGUAGAGCGCAUUGCAGUAGUCCAAGUGGGAGAUAACUAGAGCAUGCACCACUCUGGUGAGACAGUCCGCGGGCAGGUAGGGUCUCAGCCUGCAUACCAGAUGGAGCUGGUAGACAGCUGCUCUGGACACAGAAUUAACCUGUGCCUCCAUGGACAGCUGUGAGUCCAAAAUGACUCCCAGGCAUCGCACCUGCUCCUUCAGGGACACAGUUACCACAUUCAGGACCAGGGAGUCCCCCACAUCCGCCUGCCCCCUGUCCCCCAAGAACAGUACUUCUGUCUUGUCAGGAUUCAACCUCAAUUUGUUAGCCACCAUCCAUCCUCCAACCACCUCCAAACAUUCACACAGGACCUUCACCGCCUUCACUGGUUCCAAUUUGAAAGAGGUAGAGCUGGGUAUCAUUUGCAUAUUGAUGAACACCCAGCCCAAACCCCCUGAUGAUCUCUCCCAGCGGCUUCAUGUAGAUGUUAAAAAGCAUGGGAGAGAGGACAGUACCAUGAAGCACCCGACAACUGAGAGCCAAGGGGUUUGAACACUCAUCCCCCAACAUCACUUUCUGAACACGGCCCAGGAGAAAGGAGCGGAACCACUGUAUAACAGUGCCCCCAGCUCCCAGCUCCUUAAGACUGUCUAGAAAGAUACCAUGUUCAAUUGGCUCAAAGGCCGCUGAGAGAUCCAGCAGGACCAGGAAACAGCUUUCACCUCUGUCCCUGGCCAGCUGAAGUUCAUUGACCAGCAUGACCAACAGAGUUUCAGUACCAUGGUGGGACCUGAAUCCCGAUUGGAAGGGAUCCAAAUGGUCCGCAUCCUCCAGGCGUGCUUGGAGUUAUUCAGCAACCACCUGCUCAAUCACCUUGCCCAAGAAUGGUAGAUUUGAGACUGGGCGAUAGUUGACCAUAUUGGCUGGAUCUGAAGAUGUUUUUUUAAGAAGCGGUUUAAUGACUGCCUCUUUCAGCGGGUCUGGGAAGGCUCCCUCACAGAGGGAAGCAUUCACCACCCUGCAGAGCCCAUUGCCCAGCCCUUCCAGACUUGCUUUUAUGAGCCAGGAUGGGCAAGGAUCAAGGAGACAGGAAAAGCAAACCACUGCAGAGGGAGACAACAUUGUGGUGAGAACAACCUUGCCUCCAUUCCCUGACACUGUGUGAUCAUAGAAUCAUAGAACCGUAGAGUUUGAAGGGACCCCAAGGGUCAUCUAGUCCAACCCCCUUGACAGAGGGCCAUUUGCCCUCUGCUUAGAAACCCCCAAUGAGAGAGAGCCCACAACCUCUCAAGGGGAUCUGGGCCUCACUUAUGGGAAGCACUGCAGUAAAGAUCUCUGCCUCCAUCAUUGUGAUAGGCAGUUUGCUGCUAGUAUUUAUGAAUGCUGUACCUCUUCACUUAGCACUGCCAGCAAAUUUUAGAAGCAUCCCCUGUUUCUGUUCCUCAGCUUGCUAGCUGACAAAGACAAAGUACAGUGCCUUAGGGGAUCUUCAUUAAUUACCUCUUCAACCCAACCCUAUGAGACUUUCCCCAGAGGGCAGUCAGUGAUUCUUUUUGAAAUGCCAACAUAAAUAUCACUUUGUUGUUUUCUUCACAGAACAUUUUUGCCCAAUGACUUUUUGGUUUAUACAUACAACCAAGGAGGCUUUGUCCACCCCAAUUCCCCACAUAUUCAGGUAAAGGUUCUUAAUUGUGUUUGGAUGUCAUUUCAGACAUUGCUUGAUUGAUUUUAAGUGUUUGUACACCACUUGUCAGAUAUACAAAAGCAGUGUACAAAAUUUUGAGGCAAUACAAUAUGGUUAUGGGUGUGUGGGCUACCAUGACUCUUCUGAAUUCCUGUAUGCCAGAUUCUGCCCCCCCCAAAAAAGCAGUGUAAAAUACAGGCUAACCCUGAUUUUUCCUGAUGGAGAAUUCCCUGGCAGAGAAGUCAGAAAGACUGAUAAGCAGCAAAGCAGAGGCUGUGCCAGCUGCAGGGGGUGGUAGUUAGCAAAGACAAUGCCAGAGUUGGGUAGAAGAAAUUUCAGAAUUUCAUUGGGCCUAAAGUAAGCAAACAGACAGAAAGUGUUGGUUUUGCAAACUUGAAGGCGGCGGGGAGUGGGGCAGGGGGUGGGAGAUGCCAAAGCAUGAAGUGAGUGUGGAGGAAAAUCCUCUCCAUCUGGAAGCGGCAAGCAGAAGGCAGAUAGGCAGAGUUAUGGCUGAGGUCUCUUUAAAAUCUGACACACAAGAGAUCCUCUUGGGGUUUAAUGCUGGGAUUCCCACCCAUCUAGAAUCAGAUUGUAUGUAUGUGUAAAUAAACCAUAUAUCAUAAAGACACCCCAUUCUCCACUGUGCCUCAUUACCAAAAGAAAAGUGUGCCUGCAACCCCUGGAAUAUCACACUGCUCAUGGAGAUUGGGGUGGCAUGUAACAAUAAAGAUUUAACUUCAUUACAGAAGAAGAUUGUGGGGAAAGGGCAUUUUGAGAUCAGAUAAACCCUUCAGUCUGAACAUUGCAAAAAGCCUGGGGGAAAGUAAAAAAAUAAAAUGCAUAUGGCAUUUGUAAGAGGUGAUGGGGAAGCUUCUCUGGUGAGCAAUUUCCAAAGGAGGGGUUUCACAGCAGAACACCCCACACCCCCCAGUUACCUCCCACACCUUGCCUCAAAUAGCCCAGGGACUCACAGAAAAGUCUCAGAAGAAGUUCUCAACAGUCAGGUAUGUUCAUGCAGGAAGAGGCAGCCCUUGAAGUAACUUGGUUCCAAGCUACUUUUUUGUAAAAAUGAAAUAAAAUAUUAUUAUUUAUUUAUUUAAAUAAAUGCAUGAACCAAAUAAUCAUAACAAACCCUCCUAAGUGGUAUGCAUAAGAUCUUGUUCUUCCUCAAAAUGAUUGCAUGGUGGGUCACAACAAAAAUUAUUUUUUUUAAUUUUAUUUUAUUAAUUUCUAUACCACUUUAUAGUUUUAAGAAAAAUCUCAAAGUGGUUUACAGCAUAUUAAAUCAAUAAAACAUAAAUAAAACAAUCUGAAAAAGUCAAAUAUAGAGUAUACAGUCAAAGCAACAUAACAGAAAACUAAAAUGUUAUCUUAAAGAUUUCAAAAUAAAACAUUACAAAGGAGGUCAACUACAGAAUACAUAUUUAACAAAGUAGGGCUGGGUGAGUGUGGGCCCUGCCCCCUAGGCCAGGUGGAAAGGGCUUUGUAGGGAGCGGCCUUCACACUCACAGCCAGGUAAUGUUCCUCCAGCCUCAUAAGGAGCCUCAUGUUAAGCAGCACAAAAUAGUCAUAGAAAUACUAAAGCAUCUAAAAUUCAUAAUUCAGUUGUAUAUAACAUCAUGAUGUCUGCCCUGGUCCCGAAAGCUAACCAUUGUUGGUGCUCAGGAGGAAAAGUGUUCCACAACCAGGGGCAGAGAGGUGGGGUUUCCGUUGAGAAAGCCUCAUUAAACGUUUUGGUAGCUCAACUGCAUAUGGCAAUGGUAUCACCAAAAGGACCUGCCAGGCAGAUCUCAGAUCUUGGGUGGGAUGGUACAAGGAGAGGUGCUCCAUCAGGUAACUUGGCUUGAGGCUUUAUGUGUCAAAACAAGCACCUUGAAUUAGGUCUGAAAACUUAUGGAGAGCUAAGAAGCUAUGCUGGUGAAAAGCGUUCUUCUGUAUGUCCAGGCCCAGUUAGUAACCUAGUUGCUCUGUUAUGUAUUUGCUGCACUUUUUGGACCAUCUUCCAAAGCAGUACCAUGCACUGGAAUGGGUCCUAAGGGGGCCAUCCAGAGUCUGGAGUACAUUGUCAUCAAUAUACUGAUGGCACACAGCUCUGCUUCUCCUUUACAUCUGCAGAUGAGGCAGUGGAAGUGCUGGGCUGUUGUCUUGCCUCAGUAAUGGACUGGAUGAGGGCCAACAAACCGAAGCUCAAUCCAGAUAAGAUGGAGGCACCUUUAGUGGGUGGUUCCCUAGAGCAGAUGGCUGAGAGGUUGUCUGCUCUCGAUGGGGUUACGCUUGCUCUGAAGGAGUUAGUACACGCUUGGGGGUGCUUCUAGAUCCAUUGCUGCCACUUAAGGCUCAAGUGGCCUCGGUUGCAUUGAGUGCCCAGCUGCGCCCCUAUCAGGACAGGCAUAGCCUAACUUCUGCAAACUAUGCUCUGGUAACCUUUAGUUUAGAUUAUUGCAACCCAUUAUAUGUGGGGUUGCUUCUGAAGAUGGUUCGGAAUCUUCAGCUGGUGCAGAAUUCAGCAGGUAAAGGUAAAGUAAGGGACACAGGUGGUGCUGUGGUCUAAAUCACUGAGCCUCUUGGGUUUGCUGAUCGGAAGUUUGGCAGUUCAGAUCCCCACAACAGGGUGAACUCCCACUGCUCUGACACAGCUCCUGGCAACCUAGCAGUUCGAAAGCACACCAGUGCAAGUAGACACAUACAGUAGGUACCAUUGCGGCAGGAAAAUAAAUGGCAUUUCUGUGCGCUCUGGCUUCUGUUGCGGUGUUUCCAUUGUGCCAGUAGCAGUUUAGUCAUGCUGGCAACGUGACCCGGAAAGCUGUCUGCAGACAAAUGCCAACUCCCUCGGCCUGAAGCAAGAUGAGCGGCACACCCCAUAGUCGCCAUCCAAGGUCCUUUGCCUUUACCUAGAGGGCAGCAACAUGAGAAUGGCUGGGGUAGCUCCCUGCUUAUGGAAUGCUCUCCCAGGGGGGCUCACCUGGCAACUUUGUUACAUAUCUUUAGCUGCCAGGCAAGAACAUAUUCCUCUCCUCCCAGGCCUUUGGCUGAUUAAACAAUCUAUGGCCUUUUAAAUGGUGGGUGGUGGUUAUUGUUUUUGUUUGUUACUAUCUAUUGUUUGUUACUAUCUAUUGUUACUAUACUAUCUAUUUUUGUGUUUUUACAUUGACAACUGCCCUGUGAUCCUCAGAUGAAUGGGAGUGUACACAUGUUAUAGAUAAUAAUAAUUCACAUGAACAUCACAAAUAACUGUGGCUAGGCUCUCUCUUUCUAAGACAAGCUGUCACCGGCACAUUGACCUGAACGGAUGGAAGAUGGUUAGAAGCACAAUUCUGGGGGAACUGAAACUGUGGGGCAGGAGGGUGAGGGUUAAAAACUGCAUGUAAGGCUAGUUAAUAGAGAAUUUCAAUUGUGUAAAUGCUGCAUCAAUUGCUUUUUUCUAAUUUUAAAAAAUAUCUUUAGGGCGAAUGCUUCUAUCAAGGAUACAUACAAGGGUUCCCAAACUCUGUUGCAAUACUCAGCACCUGUUAUGGGCUCAGGUAAGAGAUUUCAACAGCCUAAAUCAAUUAUCUGUCAACCCUAGCAGCAACCUGUCUCUGGCAUAAUCCAGGCACCAGAUGUUUCACAAAAGUACAUGCAGUAUAUGUCCUGUCUCUCCCAUCCCCAUCAUUGUUCUUCACACUCCUGACUUUGUUGAGUGGAAGUUUACAGCAGCCCAAGAUAUUUACUCUUCUCUGAGCAGUGGAAAGUUCCCAGGUGUGGGGCCUACCCAGGUUUGGUCUCCUUUGGAAGGAAAUCACUGUAGACUUACUUGGUUUUGUAAUAUUUGAGCUUAUUUACAAACAUGCAGGCUGAGCAUAAGCAUAAGUGGAGGCCCUGCUUAAGCAUUCCAGCAGACAGCCAAAUACCCUGUAUGAGGUAUCCAGAGGAGAUGGCCAGCACCCUCAGAUACUAGCAAACUCCAGCGAUUGGCAGUCCUUAUGCCAGCCUUUUGCUUCUCUAUAAUGUCUUCUUGGAAUAAUUUAGGGCUUAUCCACACUUACCUUUCCUCUGCUCUUUGUUGACACAGCUCACAAUUUAAAGCUCUGUGUCUGAGCACCUGUUUUUAGCUUUGGAGCAUUCCCUGUGAAAACACACUCUUUAAAGCUCAACUGGAGCAAAUGUCAGUCAGUGGAAAACCCAAAUGGAUGUUUGCACUGAUUCAGCUUUAACAAGUGUGUCCCCCCCCCCGGCAAAUGCUUGGGGUGGGCAGGAAACUGCUCUGACAUGGAGCGUUAAAGCAGUGGACCGAUGCCUGAAAGAGUGGGACCAAAGAUAAGUGUGGCUAAGCCCUGUCCUUUAUGAUUUAUUGCUUCUCCGUCCAGUUACGCUCCCGUUGCGAGCGUCUGCCAGCUUCUUGUUUUUCAGCGUAAGCACAGGAGAAAGCAAACGUAGCAGAAUGCACAGCAAAAUGUGAGAAGGACAGUAAAUCUGUCCAAACAGCUUUUUCUAUCCUAGAAGCUUUAUUGUACAGCAAAUAGCUUAUUUACAAUUCAUCAAAGACCAUCAGUGUCCAGCUGCAUUUUCUCUGACUCCUCACAUCCUCAGUGCAGCGACCGAUCUGAAAUCGAAAGCACUCUCUCACAGCAUAACAAGCUGUUGACAUAACGUCCUGGCUUACUUCCUUUGUAAGCCCUUCCCCCCUCAAGCUCGAGACACAGAAGGUUAACCCUUCACUACACCCAACACCCCCUCUUGUCCCGCGCCUGAGGGGGGGAUAUUGACCCUUGGUCACCCCAAACCCAGACCUUCGCAAAACUCCCCGUGUCUUUGGACGGAGAGUGGCUUCGUGAACCCAUCAGCGAGGUUCUUGGUGGAGGGACAUUACUUCAACGCAACUAACCCCUCCUGAACACUCUGACACACAUUCUGAAAGCGAAUGUCUAGGUGUUUGGUCCUGGCCUUGAAUUGACCCGUCUCGGCCAAACGAAGGCAUGGCUGAUUGUCUUCGAAGACAAGUAUCGGCAGACAAUCUGUUCCACAGAGUUCCUGGACCAAACAAGCAUAGAACUCUACCUCUCUGCACACCUCUGAAAGAGCACUGAACUCAGCUUCAGUGGAUGAGAGCACUAUAAGACUCUGCUUCUUGGACCUCCAUCCAACUACCGAGUUCCCAAACUUCACCACUAGACCAGACACGGAUUUGCGAUCCUGAAGAUUAGCCUAGUCCGAGUCCACAAAACAAGUCAGUUUGACUUCACCUUGCACUGGUAGCCUAAGACAAAAGUCUUUGGUUUCCUGCAUAUACCUCAGAACUCUCUUGAUGCCAUUCCAGGCUUGCAUACUAGGGUUUGAGGCUUCCCUGCUGAGCAGAUUGACAGCAAACACUAUAUCUGGUCUGCUCCACUGGGACAAGUACAGCAAACUCCCUAGGGCUGACUGAAACACUUCAGCAUUUUUGAACACAGUGUGUUCUACUUGCUGACUAUCCUUCACAAAACUAGUCUCCAUAGGACUUCUCACUCCCGCACAAUCACUCAUCCUGAAUUUCUGAAGCAGCUGCUCAAUUUUGCCUCUCUGGCUGAGCAAAAAGCUCCCAUCUUGUGCUUUGACAACAUCUACACCUAAAUAGGUCUUGACAGCACCAAGCUGCUUAAGCUUGAACCGUUUACCUAGCUCUCUGGCAAACUUUUCUGCCUGUUUAUCUGUCUCUGAAAAGAAUAAGACAUCAUCAAUGUAAAUCGGCACGUAUUCUUGUGUUGCACCUGAUCCUCUCAAAUAAAGGCAACUAUCAGCAACACUUCUUCUGAAACCUAGCUCUUCUAAGGCUUCAUUCAGGCACAUGUUCCAGUUUCUGGCUGAUUGACAUAAUCCAUAGAUGAAUUUGUGCAAUCUCCACACAACACCCUGCCUCAAAAUCUCAAACCCCGGAGGAGGAAGCAUGUACAGCUCCUCCUGGAGAUCUGAGUUCAGGUAGGCAACAUCCACAUCAACGUGGUUUAUCUUCCAGCCUCUCUGUGCAGCAACAGCUAAAAGCGUCCUCAGAGUCUCUGCUCGUGAAGUUGGUGAAUACAUCUCAGUGAAGUGUAUUCCCUUUCUCUGAGUGAAUCCACGAGCAACUAACCUAGCUUUAUACUGCGGUUCUCCAGCGUCAGUGGGUUUAAGGUGGUAAACCCACCUGCAACUCACAGCCUGCUUGCCCGGUGGCAACUCUGUGAGUGAGAACACACCUAGGUCUUCCAUGGACCUCAUCUCUUUGUCCAUUGCCUUGUGCCACUUACUUGCUUCUUCCUGAGGUAGACUCUGAACAUCCUCAAAGGAUUCAGGUUCACAUCUGGCUGCACCUACCCAGACGCCUGAAGCGUCAUACCGAUCAGGAGGCCUCCUUGUCCUCGCUGAUCUCCUCAGUGUGAACCCUGGUGUCCCUUCUGACUCACUGGGACCAGCUAAAUCAUCCUCAACUUCAGUGUCCUCCCCCUCUGACCUGCUGCGCCUCUUGGGCCUUACAACUGGUCCAGCAGGUGAGGAAGGCUCACUCUUUGGCUCAGACUUGACACUUACCUGAGGAGGUGUUCUAGGUUCCCCCCUCUGAGGGAUCCUGAGCUGUCCCUGCCUUGGACUCUAUCCCUGUGGUGGACCCUGUUGCUCUGGACCACGGUCCCCAGCAGCAAGUUCCUCCUCCUCCUCCUCAACGUCUGAGUCAUAGAACGGCUGUGAAAUCACGUCUGGAUUAGCGUGCAAACGUAACCAUCCAGCUUGUUCACAGAACUCAGCGCUAUUGCUGAUCACCAACCUUGACUGGUUUCCACUUGGGUACGCAAACCGCCAGGCCUUGGAGCAAGGCUCAUACCCAACAAAGAUCAUUCUUUUGGAUCUUGGCUCACCUUUCUUGCGUAGAGCCUUUGGAAUAAGAACCCAGGCCUCACAACCAAACACACGAAGGUAGUGCACCUUGGGUUUCUUUCUAUGCAGCAAGAAAUAGGGUGUGUUCCCUACACUUGAGUUGUACACUCUGUUCUGCGUAUGCACCACAAAUCGCCAGUACUUCUGGGGUAGCCCUGCAUCCCAUAGUACAGACGACACCGCUUCCUGUAUCGUCCUGUUUUUCCUCUCCGCUACUCCAUUUUGCUGCGGAGAGUAAGGAGCGGUCAAUCGGUGGCUAAUCCCCUUCUCCCUAAAGAAAUCCUGCAAAGCAGAACCAGUGAACUCCGAACCUCUGUCACUUUGAAAGCCACACACUUUGGUGGAGAAGGUUACCUCAACUGCGGUGACCCAAUCCCUGAUCAGCUUAGCCGCCUCCCCUUUAGAGCGUAAAGCAAAUGUCCACACAUUUCUCGAGAAAUCAUCAAUCAGAAGCAGAGAGAACUUUGACUCCCCCAAUGACUCAACUGACAUGGGGCCACACAAAUCUGCAUGAAUUAACUCAAAGGGUUGAGUGGUCUGUCUGUCUGACUUUGGAUAAGAGCAUGUGACAAUCUUGGCUUGCUUACAAGCAUUACAAUCCAAGAACCUGUCACAAGCCUUAAAUUUGCACCCCUGUGUCAGUUCAGGUGCCUUCUGGAUAAAUCCCCAAUUCAUAUGGGCAAAUCGCCUGUGCCAGAUAUGUGGACAACCAUCGUGGGGCGCUACAUUCACACAUUGCCCCUUUGCAUCUUUGGUGUCAUCCUCUUCUGUAGAAACAGGCAACUCUACAACAAACAAAUUGCCUUUCGCCUGCACUGUGUACAAGUGCUUCCCAUUCUUGGAAAACUCACAUUGGGUACCUGCAAAAGACACACAAAAACCAUCAGCAAGUAAAUCAUGCACACUUAACAAACAAUUGGCUAAGCCUGGCACCACAUAAGCUUUGACCUUAUGUUUAAGAAAGGAACAGUAAAAAUGUCCUGACUGUGUCAGCCUUCUUCUACUCCCAUCAGCAAGGGUGACGUAUUUGUCAGUUUUUACUGUCCUGCAGUUCCGCAAAAAACCAGCAGAUGGAACUAAAGUGUUUGUGGCUCCAGAGUCAAUGACGACAGUCAGAGUGUCUGGUUGUUGACAUUCCUGAAGCAUUGCCAUAGCAACACUCUCUUUGCUGCCCCCCUCAUUGGGGCCUCUGCAGAUGUCCUGUCUGGUUGCCAUGGCAACAGACCCCCCCCAGCAGGGACACUUGCCCACGACCUUCACAGCUUCUAUAGAUGCAACUCUCUCAGUUGCCUUGGAGACUGGACUUCUCCUGGCGUUCUCACGCAGCUCCGAAGCUCUUAUCAGAGGUUGCUCCAGAUGGCUGGCCUUGAAGCCUACAGUAGCACUCAGCUUCCCAUGGCUAGGCUCCAGCUCACGGCGUAAACAACACUUGGCAGCUUUUGGAGAAAGAGGCUUCUCUGAGCAUUCACUGCUCACUGCCCCCCCCCCACUGCUCACAGGGCUUCCAGGACCUUUGCCUGCACCCCCUCUGAUGGGUGUAGGGCUUCCGAAUCUUAGCCUCUCUCCUGGCUCCUCACACAGACACGUUACAGCAUCCAAACUGCUCCCAGGCACAGCAAAAGCACCAGCAGCAGUCACAGCAACAGCAACAGUCCCUUCACCCCCUCCUUGGGGGCUCAAAGCUCCUCUCAGCUUUCGAUGAGCUUUCAAGAAACUGGCCGGCGCCAUCUUGGUUCUCCCCCUCUGGUGCAGCCACCUCUCGGCCCUUGCUUCCCACCCCAGCUUCACAAGCUUUUCGGAGGGAUUCCCAAGCGACCCUUGGCUGUCUGGCACCCUGUAGGACUGGAAGAAGAUAAGCUUCCACACUUUCAGCCAAAAUUCUAAGCACACGCUGCUCCAUUUCAUUUUGAACUGCAGCCUUCUCUGCCUUUGCUUUCCCAGCUGCAGGCUGUGGGGGUUGGACCAAGUGCCAUAACUGCUCUCCCACCAGCAGGAAUUCCAUUGCAAAAGACCAUUCCAGCCAAUUAUGGCUACUCAGUCUCUGACACGGCAUCUUAAACUCAAAGCCAUGUCCCUGGGGCUUUGCCAUGCUUUCCCUUUCCCUUCUUUGGCUGGAGUACUCACUCAUUCUUGCCAACUGGGUGUUCCGGAAAGUCUUGGCUCCAAUGCUCCCUCUCCGUCAGCCUCCUCCGAUCUGCCCUUUGUUCUUUUUGGCAGUCGAUCAAGCCGACGUCCAGUCUUUUAAAGCCUUUCAAGUCCUUUCUCACACUCUUGGCGUUGAGCCAUAACCUGUCCUUUAUGAUUUAUUGCUUCUCCGUCCAGUUGCGCUCCCAUUGCGAGCGUCUGCCAGCUUCUUGUUUUUCAGCGUAAGCACGGGAGAAAGCAAAUGUAGCAGAAUGCACAGCGAAAUGUGAGAAGGACAGUAAAUCAGUCCAAACAGCUUUUUCUAUCCUAGAAGCUUUAUUGUACAGCAAAUAGCUUAUUUACAAUCCAUCAAAGACCAUCAGUGUCCAGCUGCAUUUUCUCUGACUCCUCACAUCCUCAGUGCAGCAACCGAUCUGAAAUCGAAAGCACUCUCUCACAGCAUAACAAGCUGUUGACGUAAUGUCCUGGCUUACUUCCUUUGUAAGCCCUUCCCCCCUCAAGCUCGAUACACAGAAAGUUAACCCUUCACUACACCCAACAAGUCCUUAGUUUUCAAAGGAAGAGCAUCAUCAAAGGGCAGCCAAGGGGAAAGGGUGGAGCAGGAUGUGUUCAAGGGACUGAGAGUGUUCAAGGUGAGACAAAAGUCAUGGGCAGGAUUUUACUGGGACAUGAGCACCGAGAAGUGGAGGUGAGGUGCAAGAUUAGGGAUGGGAGUUUGUUUGGGAGCGAUCAGAAAGCCACUGAGUGUGAGGUGGGGUAUUGUGUGCUCAGAGCGUAAAGGGAGUAAUGAAAAACAUUAUUAGCAUCCCACAAUGGGUUUGAGGUUAAUUAAGCUCACUUUCCCCUUCAUGGAUCACUGCCUUGCCGUGGCGAAGGGGCUUGAAUAACUCAGAGAAGCUAUGAGCUAUGCCGUGCAGGGCCACCCAAGAUGGACAGGUCAUAGUGGAGAGUUCUGACCAAACGUGAUCCACCUGGAGCAGGAACUGGCAAGCCACUCCAGUAUUCCUGCCAAGAAAACUCCAUGGACAAAGACAACAGGCAUAUAAAAGUUAUGCUGACCAAACUGUGGGAGGCAGUGGAAGACAGGAGUGCCUGGCGUGCUCUGGUCCAUGGGUCACGAAGAGUGGGACACGACUAAACGACUAAACAGCAGCAGCAACAACAACAACAAGCUCACUUUUCCUGUACAGUGGUACCUCGGGUUAAGUACUUAAUUCGUUCUGGAGGUCCGUUCUUAACCUGAAACUGUUUUUAACCUGAAGCACCACUUUAGCUAAUGGGGCUUCCCACUGCCGCUGCGCUGCCGGAGCACGAGUUCUGUUCUCAUCCUGAAGCAAAGUUCUUAACCUGAGGUACUAUUUCUGGGUUAGCGGAGUCUGUAACCUGAAGCGUAUGUAACCUGAAGCAUAUGUAACCCGAGGUCUCCUUGAACCUUGGCUAGUACUUUCUAUUUUUUCCAGAGGGCUGUUGCAGUUUGAGAAUGUCAGCUAUGGAAUUGAGCAUUUGAAAUCCUCAGCUAAUUUUGAGCACCUGAUUUAUCAGAUAAACAACAAAAACCUCCAGAGUCCACUUAGGAGAGAAGAUUUGACAUCUACAGAAAGACAACUGGGGAGUGAAGGCAUGCCUUAUAAGCUGCUCUCAGAUACUGUGGUAAGUGCUAAGAGGUUUAUUUCAUUCUUAAACUGGCCUUUAGGAGUAAUUACCAUCAAUAUUCAUUUUUUAUUUGGAGUCCUCCCUGAGAACUCAGAUUAGUAGGCUUACAAUACAGAUGCAAUGCACAGCCUGAAAAAAGUGGGGCAGCUUGAUGCAGGCUUGGUUCUAGUAAUCUGCUGCUAACGUUAAGCCAUUUUGCAUUAUAAAAGCUCCGGGGACCAAAAUACAAAAAUGAUUACUAAAUGUGAUUUAUUUUGUCUUUCCUCAGCCACUGUCAGAUGUCACUAAACUACACAGAUACAUAGAAAUAUAUAUCGUUUUGGAUAAGGGUUUGGUAAGUUACUGACCACGAGAAACACAUCUUCUUAAAUUGCAAAGGCAAUUCAUUGAACCAGCCUGGUGUUGUGCAUGUGGGAAUGUUCAGGGAGGCAAGAGAGGAUAUAUUGUUUAAUGAUAUCCUUCCUAACUUGUGUUAGCAAGUUCUAUAUCUAAGCAGAGUUUCAACAUUCCCUUUUCAAACACACAACUUGUUGCAGGCUAGUUUUAGCCUCUAAAUAUAUAGGAUUCCUGGUAAGAUCCCUUCUUUCUUUUUUCCAAAAAAAAAAUAUUCAUUUGAUAACACAAAUAAACAGCACUAACAGAAAAAAACAAACAAACAAUACAAACAAAUUCUUGUCUUAUCCUUGUCUUAUCCUUGCUCACAUUGUUAGGUGAGCUUCCCCAAGUCCUCCCUAUCUGAUUUUCAUUUUACCUCAUCCUUAGCAGUUUAUAGAUAUCAUAAUUUUUAACCAUGUUUUAAAAUCACACUUACCGUAUUUUUCGCCCUAUAGGACGCACUUAUCCCCCUCCAAAAAUGAAGGGGAAAUGUGUGUGCGUCCUAUGGGGCAAAUGCAGGCUUUCGCUGAAGCCUGGAGAGCGAGAGGGGUCAGUGCGCACCGACCCCUCUUGCUCUCCAGGCUUCAGGAAGCUAUCUGCAAGCCUUGGGAGCACGUGGGAGUUCCCACAGGGCUCCCCACGGCUUGCGGAGAGCUGCCUGCAUCCCGAAACCUGGGCGCGCUGAGCAGUCGGGCCCGGGCUUCGGGUAGCUCUCCGCAAGCCGUGGGAGGGCUCCCACAGCUUGUGGAGAGCAGCCUAUUAUGGGUGAUGGGGUCGGGGGAAGCUCACGCCUGGGGGGGAAAUAAAAAUAUUUUUCUUUAUUUCUCCCCCCAAAAACUGGGUGCGCCCUAUGGGCCGGUGCGCCCUAUGGGGCGAAAAAUACGGUACUUUUAGCAUAAAAAUCUUCACAUUUUAUCCCUUACAUAUAUUUAUACUCUGGUUUCUCUUCAGAUCGUAUAAAUCUUUCGCCUUUUACAUAUAAUACUAUUUUAAAAUACACUGUCUUCUACUUCUACCCUACAGCCUAUAUCCACUUCCAAAGCUAUUCUAAUUUAAAUAUUAACAUUUUUUUUCAAAUAUUCUUUAAACUUCUUCCAAUCUUCUUCCGCCGUCUCUUCUCUCUGGUCCUGGAGUCUCCCAGUCAGUUCGGCAAGUUCCAUAUAGUCCAUCAUCUUCAUUUGCCGUUCUUCAAUAGUUGGUAAAUCUUAUUUCUUCCAAUUCUUCACUAGUAAUAUUCUUCCAGCUGUUGUGGCAUACAGAAAAAAAGUAAGAUCCUUUUUGGGGAUUUCACCCCCCACUAUACCAAGUAAAAAGGCUUCUGGUUUCUUAAUAAAUGUGUUUUUAAAAACUUUUUUCAGUUCAUUAUAAAUCGUUUCCCAUAAGUCUUUUACCUUGUGUCAGGACUGGUCGUUGUCCUCUUCAGAUCACCACACAAACGCUUCUUGUUCUUUUAUAACUUUUUAUUGUGUAUUAACAAAAUAAUCUUAUAAACAGUUCUUAACUAUUAUUCCUCAGAGUCACUUAUUUCAGAUACCUUCUGAGCUCUGCUUCUCCGUGACCAGCCACCCUCAAAAUGGCGAAGGCACCUUUCCCUUCGUUUUCCCGCUCUUUUUCCUACCCUCCUGGCUAGAGCUGGCCUGUAUCUCCCCUCCUCCGAAUCUGAGCUAGAACUUAACCCUUGCCUUUCCUGUGAACAGCCGGUCCCUCCCUGUUGUUCCUCUUGCUCCCUUCUAUUAGCUUCACUGCUGUCCCUCCCCCCUUGGGGAAUGCUUUCUCCCUCUGAUAAACUGGAAACUUCUAACUCUUCUCUGACACCUUGGGGCACGUCCACCACAUGUGGUAAAAGGUUCCUUCUUUUUCCUUACAUUUCCAGCAUUUAUUAUCAUGAGUAUGAUACAUUUUUGCUAACUUCCCUGGUGUUAAGUACAAUAUAUACAUCACUUUCACCAAAUUUUCUCUUAAUACACUACAUUCUGUAAAUUGGAUUCCUUUUUUCCCACAAUUUCUCACAGUCCACCAUCAUAAUAUUGUGCCCCACAUCCCUAGCCCAUUCAAUCAUUACAGAUUUCACUUGUUCAUCUUUCGUAUGCUAUUCCAGUAAUAAAUUAUACAUCUUGGACAAGUUUUUCAUUUUUGUAUCUAAUAAUUCCAUUUUCAGUUUGGAUUUCUCUGUUUGAAAACCAAUUUUCUUAUCCACUUUAAAUGCUUCAUUUAUCUGGAUGUACUGGAACUAAUCAUCUAAUUUAUCUUUCAACUGAUCAUAAGAUUUCAAUGUAAAUUGGUCCCCUACUUCCAUCAAAAUAUCAUUAUACUUCAACCAUGUGGCUUUCAUAUUCAACCUUUUAUGGGUCUUAGCUUCCAAUGGUGUUUUCCUUUCUAACAAAUCCUUAUAUCUUAUCCAAACAUUGUACAAAGAUUUUCUAAUUAUAUGAUUUUUAAAUCCUUUGUGAGCUUUUAUCUUAUUAUACCAUAAAUAUGCAUGCCAACAUUAUCAAAACCUUCCAAAUCUAAAACAUCUGUAUCUUCCAACAAAAACCAUUCUUUCAACCAGCAAAAGGAUGCUGCUUCAAAGUAAAUACUUAAAUUUGGCAGGGAGAAACCCCCUCUCUCUUUCACAUCUGUUAAUAAUUUAAACUUAAUUCUGGGGUUUCCCCCCCUGCCAGAUAAAUUUAGAUAAUACCUUUUGCCAUUCCUUAAAACAAUUCAACUUGUCAACUUGAAACAAAAAUAACAACUUAGGCAAUACAUUCAUCUUUACCGCUGAAAUUCAGCCCAACAAAGAUAGUUUCAACCUUGUCCAGAUAUCCAAAUCUCUUUUGAUAUCCUUCCAUAACUUUUCAUAAUUGUCUUUAUACAAAUUCAAAUUUUUGCAGUCAUAUUUACACCCAGAUACUUCACCUUUUUCGCAAACUUCAGCCCUGUGGUUUCCUCUAAAUUAAGUUUUUCCUGUAUCGUUAUUUUUUUCCUCUAAGACUUUGGUUUUAUUCUUAUUCAAUUUGAAACCUGCAACUUGUCUGAACUCUUGAAUUAUCUUCAGUGCUUUGAUUGCACUGGUCUCAAGGUCCUGUAAAGUCAGUACCAAAGGCUUUUAACUUAUAUUGUUUAGUUCCCACUACUAUGCCUUUAACUUCCUCAUCCUUCCUUAUCAUGUUAAACAGCACCUCUAGGACAGAAAUAAAAAGCAGGGGGGGAAGUGGGCACCCUUGUCUGGUUCCCUUUUCAAUCCUAAUUUCUUCUGAGACCACAUUGUUAAUUAUAAUUUUUGCUUUCUGCUCAAAGUAAAUUGCAUUAAUACCAUUUUAAAAGUUUUGACCGACCCCCAUAUUACAUAAGUUUUGCUUCAUAAAGCUCCAAGAAACAUUAUCAAAGGCUUUCUCUGAAUCAAUAAACAUUAACAUUGCUUUAGUUUUCCUUUUUACCUCUAAUCUCUCCAACACAUCCACUUUGUUCCUAAUAUUAUCUUUCAUAUGCCUCUCAGGUAGAAAGCUUGAUUGAUCUUUAUGUAUGUGCUUAUUCAAAACUUUCUUCAAUCUUGUAGCCAAAAUAUUUGCAAAUAUUUUAUAAUCCACAUUCAACAAAGAAAUUGGUUGGUAGUUCUUUACUUGAGCUCUGUUUGUGUCCGGUUUGGGUAUCAGAGUGAUGGAUGCCUCUUUCCAGGACUCGGGUGCUUUGUCCCCCUGUAAUAUCUUGUUACAAACAUCCAUCAAUGGUUGUAUCAGCCAAUCCUUAAAUUUAUUUUAUAAUAUUUGGAUGUUAAGCCAUCAGGUCCCGGUUCUUUGCCUAUUUGCAUUUGGGCAAUUGCCCCUUCAACUUCUUGUCUUGUAAUCAGUUCAUUUAGUAGGUUCUUUUUAUCCGCUGGAAUUUUCUGCAAUCCAUUUUUGUCCAGAAGCUGUUCCAUUUUUUCCUUUUCUUCUUUUUCUUUUUUGUAAAGCUGUUUAUAGUACUUUUGAAAGCAUUUUCGAAUCUCUACUGGGUUCUCAAUAUUCUUUCCAUCCUCCAUAAUAUUAAUUAUUGUAAUCUCCUUCAGUCUCUUUUUCAAUUGCCAAGCCAAUAAUUUUCCGCAUUUAUUUGCCGAUUCAAAAGUCUUUUGUUUCAUCAAUUUAAUUUUCCAUUCAAUUUCUUGAUUGACUAUUUGUGAAUACUGAGAUUGUAACGCCUUAAUCUCCUUUUGAAUCUCUUGAUUUUUUGGAUUACAUCUCAGUUUUUUCUCUUUCUCCUUUAAUUGAGACAGGAUUUUUUCCUUUUGCUCAUUCUGUGCUUUCUUCCUGAUAGAAUUCUGUUGAAUCAGGAAACCUCGCAUUACUGCUUUACUUGCAUCCCAUACGACCCUUGCUUCAAUUCCAGGAUUCAAAUUCAACUCAAAAUAGUCCUUUAGGGUCUUCUGAGCUUUAUUUACAAUCAAAUCAUUUCUCAGUAAAGCAUCAUUCAUCCGCCAUCUAAAAGAACCCUCUAGAGACAAUUUUAACUUUGUCAACACAGCAUUAUGAUAUGACAAAUGAUUGGGCAAAUCUCAGAUUUAGUCACUCUUGGGGUCAAGUCUUUAGUUAGCCAUAUAUAAUCCAGACGGCUACAUGAUAGAUUUGCAUCUGAAAAAAUAUUUCUCCAUUGGAUUCCUCAAUCUCCAAAUGUCCACCAGGUCAAAAUUGUCCACCAUCUCAAAAAAUGUAUUUGGUAGCCUCCCAUCAUUAGUAAGUGUCAGCUUACCAGCUGCAGCGCGUUGCUGCUCUCAGCAGAGAAAGCACUCCAGGCAGCCAGCCAUAAAUUCCAUUCUUUAUUUCCUUCUGACAAGAUUACAGGCAGAAUAAACAAAGCGAUCCGUCUUUCAUGACACGUUGGUUCGACUGGUUUCUUUUUCCCCUUGCCCUCGAGACCAGCACAGCCAACGGCCCAGCCCCUUCCAUCUUUCCCUGUGAUGUGGAUCCCCCUCUCUCAGAAGCACCCCCUCCUGCUCAGACUCACUUUCCUCUUCUCUGUUCCUGUAUCCUCCCUUUAUCUCGUUCCCUGUAUCCUCCCUUUCCUUCCUCCCUUGCGGCCUGCAGUUCCCUGACAGUAAGUUUUUGCCUUUGGGUUCUAUCCAUCAUUGUUGUUCAAAUCCCCCAUCAAGAUAAUUUUGUAAUCCAGGUAAUCCAUAAAGGUGGCCUACAUUUUUUAAAAAAUGAUAUUUAUUGAGAAUUUUAAAAUUAAACAGAAAAAAGAAAGAAAAGAGAAGAGAAGAGGAAAAAGAAAGAAAAAAGUAGAUAAACAUAACAAUUAAACAAUACAGAUCAAUAAAAACCAAAGUCAAUAAAUAAAUAAAUAAAUAACAAAACACACAAUAUAUCUAAAUCAAAAAACAAAAAUAAACAAACAAUUAAAAAACAAAUCUAAUAUUCCCAAAUCCUUAACUUUCAUUAACUUAUUUCAACGACCUCCUCACACCUCCCUUUUUUGUAUUCUAGUUGUUAAUUAUCUCAGCAAAUCCUUUCCAUCUUUCACAAUAUUCUGUCAUUUAAAUUACCUUAAUCUAUUUUAACCUUAUCUUACCUAAAAAACCCUAAAACUUAAAAUUUAAAACAUAUAUACCAAACUUUUUUAACCAUAAUAUAUUCUUUCAUAAUUCUUUUUGACAUUUCUGCUGAAGCCAAAUAAUUUCAUUCCAACAUUUUUCUAAUACUCAUUAAUUUUAUAAUACUUUUCUAAAUAAAUUUUUAAACUUUCUUCCAAUCUUCAUCCAUCGUCUCUUCUUCCUGGUCUUGGGUUUUGUCAGUCCUUUCUCGUCUAUCUAAUCCAUCAACCUGGUGCCCUUAUGUCCGAGGCUCUUAAAUCUUUUCCAUGUCCCUUCUGCAGGUCUUUUUCUUGUUUAUACCUGCCCUUUACUUUAUCUUUUGUUGAUCUUUUUCUUAUUUUCUUUCCUUUCUCAUUGGGGGGGGGUAGGUCUCAGGAGGACUCCAAUCCAAAAGUAUCUUCAUCUCUCCUCAGCAGAUCAGCCCAUUCCCCACAGUCCCAUUCCCCACAGUCAUUCACUAUAAUCCAGAAAGUAGUUAAAAGCAUGUUUCAAAGUCUUUCCAAAGUUAAGAGCCCUCACAACUCCAGACCCCCCCUGGUCCACUCCAGAUUCGAACUUCAAGAACAGCGGCUUAUACUCCUGCAAGGCCUCAGGUCUCUCCAUUUGUGUUAUUUGAGGUUCAACAACAACCUCCUCCAUUUUCUUCUGCCCUUGCGCUUGCCCUAUCAAAACAGAUUCCUGGGCUGGUUCCUGAGUGGUUUCUAUAUAGGUAUUCGCCGUUUGUCCAAAGUUUUUAACUGCAACAGUCAUCAAAUCCAUCUUCUCAUGCAUCUGCUCCAGCAAAGCACUUGUCUUGCAAAAAGCAAGCACCAAAACUUCUUGUAAACACAUUUUUCCCCCCAAGGUUAGAGUCUGGUCUCACGAUCCUAAUCAUACAGCUGUGAGGUCCGCAGAUCAGCUCCGGCAACAAAUUAACAAGCUCCCUCUAGAGGAGACACUUUCUAUUUGUAUCCAUCUUUUAAAAGCAGGACCAACAAGGAAAAAUUACUUUCACUUUUCAAAUACCUUGUUUCUUUUGAUUGCAAGAAGCAACAUUGGAAUCAAUAUAUUUCUCUCUCUCUUUUUUUUUAAACUAUCUAUCAAAAGUUCACAGUCAAUGAACUUCCCCCAUAAAUUUCUGUCUCUGACACCCCGUUCCCAGGUUUGAGACGGUGGAAAAUUUAUCUUUCUUUACUCUCUCUCCUGCAGGCUUAAACAGUCAAAAAUCCCCCUCUUUUCUCCUGCUUCCAAGAGGGGUUUUGGUGGUGAUGAAUGAAGGAGAUUUACAACUUUAUAUACGACUUUCCAGACUUUAGCUUACAAAGUUUUUGCUUCAAUCUAUUUACAAAAAACGGGAGGCGGACUUCCUGUUUAGAACCUUCCCAUUUCGGUGCCAAAUUAAGAUAUUUCUUAAUACUUAAUCCAAUUUUUCGUCCUACUCACGGGUACUUGUUUAGAGUCCAAAUAUCCACAGGAAAAGGUCAGCGCUCUCCGGCAACGGCUGUGCGGCUUCACUCCGUAAAAGUAGCGGUUGAUUCAAAACACCGCGCCACUCACCCCAUGUCGCUUCGGACCCCCGAAAAAGGGUUUCCCUGCGAGUAGGGGAGGCGCUCCUGGUAUCAGCCGAAUCCCACGUUCCCAGGCUUCCUCCGCCUGGGGUUUUUAAAGGGUCUCCGCCUUCGCCGCGGCGGCAAGACCCGAUUUUCACGGAGCGGGUUCCUCUCUGUCAGAGGAACUCCGCCAUUGCCGAUGGCGCUGUCCCGGAAGUCUCAAGGUGGCCUACAAAUUUUUAAAGAAUUCCGAUUUGCCCUCAUUUGGUGUAUAGAUUCCAAGCAUCAAGAGUUUUUGGCCUUGUACUGUCAAUUCCACUGCAACAUAUCUUCCAACUUCAUCCUUAAAGAUCAUUUUGGGACUGAAUUUCUCUUUAACAUAAAUCACAACACCUCUUUUUUUAACCUUAUCUGAAGAGAUAAAUUCCUGGCCUAAUUUUUUAUUUUGCAGAAUGUUCCUGUGGGUUCUUAUUACAUGAGUUUCUUGUAAACAUAUCACAUCUAAAUUCUGUUUUAACAGCACAUGUUGAAUUUUAUUUCUUUUAGGCCGUGCAUUAAGUCUGUUCACAUUCCAAGAUAAAAUUCUUAAUGCCAUAUUAUCUCAAUCCAAAUCUGGAGGUCCGAUUCCUGCCCCAAGUCCUGAUCCUGAUCCCGGACCUGCACCUGUAGCUGAUCCAACUCCUGCUCCUGUGUCAAAUCCAAAAUCACUAACGUUCUUUUCCAAAAAUCUCUUUUCUUCAAUUGACCUGAUUCGAAGUUUCCUUUGCUGGUAUUUAAAUGAAAGGCCUUGUGGAAAUUCCCAUCGAAAGAAGAUAUUGUUUCUUCUCAAUGCACUUGUAAGAUCCAAAUAGUUAUUUCUUUUCGCCAAGAAAAUUUUUGGGAUUUCUUUAAAUAAAACAAUUGAAUGUUGUUGUACUUCAAAAUUCUUCUUGUAAUGCAAUCCCAAAAUUUUAUCUUUUUGAUCCUUUGUUUGAAAGACUACCAGGCAAUCAUUUAAAAUUUUGAGUCCUUUUUUCCUCUGGGUCCAAAUCUAUAGGCCUUUACAGUUGUAGGUUCCACCUCUUCCUUUGUUAGGUCCCAAAAGGACACAAAUUCCUCUUUCAAAUUUCUUUGUUCAAUGUCUGGUAGGCCUCUCAAACGAAGAUAUGUCUCUCUUUCCUUAAGUUGUAAAAAAGCUAUUGCUGUUUGGGCCUCUUCCUGUAAUUCUUUUAAGUCUGAAAGUUUAACAGCUUCAAUCUCUGAUAGUCUUUUCUGUAAACCUACAGCUUCUGAUUUAACCUCUUGGAGAUCUUUGCACAGAAUUCCAAAGUCUUUUUUAAAUUCCUGGAGACAGAGCCUAUUAGCUCUGACCUCUGUUGCAAGACGCUGCAGACCCUGCUUAUUAUCUUUCAUAAACUCCAAUAUUUGCUCUUGGAAAGCCUGGUCUUUAGAGUCUCUUCUUGUUUGUGGCUUUUUCCCAGGCUCACCCACCAUAGCACCGCUAGUAACUCAGAUUUCCAAAGUCAAAGAUACUUUUAUUUCAAAACAGUCAGGAGUAAUGAGCUGGAAGUCAGACAACAGCUCCAGUUUGCAAGACAAGUCAGUUAAAAUACAGUCCCAACUUUUCCAAGCUGCCGUUCUUAUUUAUUUUCCUUUUUCACUCCUCAAGCAAUUCAGAUAGAGGUAUGUUGCCAGUUUUCACUUUAAGGGUUAAAAUGUUUCAGUUUGACCGCUGCAGCAACUUCAAAAUAUCCAAGUAGGAAACGAAAGUAACAAGCAUGCCUUCUAUUGUUACAUCACAAUGGCUGUUUGCCACUCUGACUGGGUCACCGCUUCCAGAGAGUCAAGCAGCUUUAAACAUACAUUUUUAAGAGCUUUUGCAGGUAUUUCAGUAAUGUUAAAUCCUCUUUCCCCCUUCACCUGCUUUUGGGGGGUUAAUAGAUCCAGUCUUUGGAAGUUUAAAAGUCUCUAAAUCUUUUCUCUUUGCUUCAGAAACAUCUCUGCUUUCCCAUUCUAUCAGCGGGUAGGGACUGACAUCCAUUUUUAAAUUCCCUUACUCAUGUCCAGAUUGUUCCAAAUUUUAAUCCAAAUAUAAAGGGUACUCAUAGUACAGUCCUUAAAUGAUUUUAGCGUUGGAAAAAUUGAGCACUAAUGCCUCACAGUCUCACAGCUUCGUACCAUCAAAGGAAGCGUUCUAUCCGUUGCGUUGCAGCUCCAACCCCCUCAAUCUCAGAGUUCAAAACAGCUUACCGGGGAGGGGGGAGCCCACUUUUUACACCCACCGGAUCCCGCAUCCUCAUGCUCGACCUCAUGCUCGAUUUGAGGUUUUUCCUGGGGGUCUUUGACUGUGAUAGGGCGCGAUCAACUGGAAGCUCUUCUGGUAGGAUCCCUUCUUGUCCCUCUUAAAAAAAUAAGCACAACAAUCUUAUUAAAGUCAUUAUAAAUGUAGUUUACUCACAUUCAUUCAGUUCACAGUUGGAUCCCUGAAAGCAGACUUACGUUACAAAAGUAUAUUGCAUAUGUGGAAAUACAGUGGUACCUCGCAAGACGAAUGCCUCGCAAGACGGAAAACUCGCAGAACAAAAGGGUUUUUGGUUUUUUGAGUUGCUUCGCAAGACAAUUUUCCCUAUGGGCUUGCUUCGCAAGACGGAAACAUCUUGCAAGUUUGUUUCCUUUUUCUUAAAACCGUUAAUACAGUUGCGACUUGACUUUGAGGAGCAACUCAUAGCACGCGGUGUGGUAGCCUUUUUUGAGUUUUUUGAAGACUUUGGUGAUUUUUGAAGCUUUUCCAAAACUCUUCCGACACCGUGCUUCGCAAGACGAAAAAAACCGCAAGACGAAAAAACUCGCAGAAUGAAUUAAUUUUGUCUUGCGAGGCACCACUGUAUCCCAUAAAGGAGUUAGUUAGUUCUUAAGUGACUGCAAACAAGCAGUCACUUCUCCUCACACGUAGAAAAACAAAAUGGAGAAGAGCCGAAAGAGAGAGAGAGAUGUGCUCCCUGCCUUGCUUUUGUUCCCAGGCAGAGAGGGGGCCGGAUUAGACCAUGCCCUCCUCUAGUCACAUGCAGAGGAAGUUUGUCCCAGCUCAGGAGGAAACAAGAAGUUUUCUUCUGGCUGGUACAAAGCAUCCUCUACCAUGUUCACUCUAGGAAUGUUGUACUUGACUGCUAUGUGUUUCAUAUCCUACAUUGCAGAGGUUUUCAACCUUUUUGAGUCCAUGUUCCCUUGACCAACUACAUUCAUUCUGCAGCUGCCGUGUGGGGAAACACACUCCAAGCCUCAGAAGCCCAGUUAUGUCACCCCUUGCCUGCAGAGUCAGCAGCCUCUCACCCCUUUUCGAACACCCUCCCUUGUGGAGUAUUCCCUCAGCCACCUCUCCUUGGGAGUCCUCCAGGCAGCUGCCGCCACUGCCCCUGGUCUCUGAACUACCCCAAAGAGGCCCUGGGAAGAGGAUGCCCCCAGCCUUAGUAGCCCAGUGAAGACCGGCCAAAGGUGAGCGUGAGGCCAGCACCUUACUCACCUUGGGAGGCAGCCGUGGGUGGCGCUGGGCCUGCAGGGUGGAAAGGCUCCCUUUGGCGCUGGGCAUUCAGCUCCCAGAAAGACAUUGCACACAGCAAGCACAAGAAAGGCCAGCAUGGCACCUGCCUGCCUGGCUUCCUACUUGUUCAGCCAUUCUCAACAAUAAGGGCUGGUGGACUGGCUGGCUGGGCUCCCUCACCCACUUGCUUGCUUACUCUGAGGCCGCCUCAGCUCCUGGCAACCAGCAUCCUCUGGCCAGCCUCAGAGGCUCCAUUUACCUGCGGAGCUUGUAGCCAGGCUGCUGCAACAAACAGCUGUGCAAGCCUUUGGGAGGCAGAGAUGCAAGAGGGCAUCAGAGGAGGGAGGGAAGGUGCCUACAGCACCCCUGACCAUCAUUUAAGGCACCCCAGGGUGCAAUGGCACAUGGGUUGGAAACUGGUGUAGUGGAUAGAGUGUUAGCCUUAGAUGGUGAGAUUUGGCAUAUAGGGUCAACUUGGUCUAGCCAUUUUAUCUCAAUCUAAUCUGGUUUGCAGGGCCACUACUGAGUAUAAAAUGAGAUAACACCGUAUACUCACUUAGCUUAUUAGCAGUAGACUGCAAUUGAAGCAUGACAGGAGGUUGUUGAGGACCCUGAAGACCAUCUCACCCUGCUAAGGUUGUUUGAUUCACUGCUAUCCUACAGAUGCACAUACACAGAAAGGCGAGCUCUAAGAGCAUUCAAAUCACUUCACAUCUCUUUUCCAUAUAUGCCUGGCCCAACGUCUGGUUCAUCUGUCAUAUCAAGUUGCAUUCUGUUGCCAACACUGGCAGUCUACCAUAACUAUUGUCUGUUUUAUUGUUUAUUUUUCCUAUGAUGCACACAACUGUUUUUCUCUCCAGUACAACUUUUUGGGUGGAAGCAGAGAAAUUGUAACCGACGGCAUAGCACAGCUUAUUGGUUUUGUCAACAGUGUAAGUGACUGCCAUGUUUUGUUUUUCUUCUGUAUAACAAGAGCCACUUUGAUGUUUUCACUUGGCUCUCACUCUUAACAGCCUUGUCUUUCAAGCAUCUGUUCUGGCAAAGUAAUUGCAUAGCAUUGGAUGAUAGGAAUACAUGCACACUCAUGAGGUCAUGGCUCGUGAUCUUAUUUCAACAUUACAAUGUUACAUAAAAUGAUUCUCUUGGAAAGGGAGCAUAUAAAUAAUGUAUGCAAAUAAUUAAACACUGAUCAUUAUGUUCUGUUAUAUCAGAUAAUUAGGUCUUGAUCCAGUUAAAUUAGUAUAGAUUACAUUCCAUUUAAAUCGAGACACCACUUAGUUUUGACUAACUUAAACAGCAUGCAUGGUUUCAGUAGUACUUACCCUACAAUAGAAGACAAGAUUGGCAUGUCUGACGCUUUUAGGACAUAAUGUUAAACAAUGGUUUAACACAGGGGUGUAUGGAAUGUUAGGGGAGGGGUAGUACCUCUGGUAGGGGACACAUCAUGCUCUUUCUGGGGUAGUUUGUCCACUUUGGUUGCCACCCUGCACUCAGCUCUCACCCGUGGUUCCUAGAAGCUGUCAGCAUACAACAGUGGCCACACCCCAGGAACAGCUUUGGCUGGCUGGCUAAACCAGGUGAGGGUAGCUAAUGGGUCUCAACCCCUCGGUGAGUUAGGGACUUCCCCUGCAUGCAAAGACAGGCUCCAGCAGACUGAGCAGAUGAGGCCAAGAGGGGGUCCAACAGUCAAGAAGGCAGUUUCUGCAUGUGUUGUAGAGGGAAGUGAGGGGCAGAUGGGGCUCAUCAACCUGGGAAGAAGGAAAACUCUGAUCCUAAACCUCUGCUGCCUUGUGGGAUAUCUUUGAGAGAAGAAAAGGCUAAGGAAUCAACCCUACACAAAUCCAGAGUGGAAUCCCUAAGACAGUUGGAUGGCACCUUGUAUACCUCCUUCCAGCAACUGCUGCAGCUAAGCUCUGCAUCCCUUUGGACCACAUCAGUGAGGCUGAGAGGAGGAUCUUCUCGCCUGGGCAGCCCAGGACCUCCAGACGCACUGCCCAAGCUUGUGUCCCAGGGAGGUCAGUUCGGUGCUGCUAACACAGCGGUUUGACAUCACCCCUGGAGGCACACUCCAUUGUCUCUCGAGACAGAUGAUGCCAACACACAGUUUAGCACAGAGGUGCUCAAAAUGAUGUCCUCCAGCAGUUUGUUAGAUCACAGCUCACAUCUGUCCCAGCCAGCAUGGCCAAUGGUUUAAGAGAAUGGGAGUUCAACAAUGUCUGGAGGGCACCACACUGCCUACCCCUAACACUUCACACUAGUAGCAGUGAACCUUGGGUUCACACACUCUUUAUUUCUCUCCCCUCUUCUGGCACAGCCAUGAGAAGGAGAUCUGAAGCUACUUGCUUCCUAUUUAAAACUAAUUAGAGUUUCUUUUAUGUCUGAACUGGGACCAGGGUGAGGUGGGGUGGAGGAACUCUGUUUAGUUAAAAGUACUGUUUGUUGAAACAAACCAGGAUCAAACCUUGUUGUGGGAUCUUGACUUGUUAACAAACCAUAGUUCAAACUAACCAACCUCCCCAGUUCAGAAGUCUCUGUUUAGUUUAAAACCGUAAGUGGACACGCUAAAAGAGGAAUGGGGAGGGGGCAGCAUUUGAGCCCAAGGAUCUAUAUGUGCAUGCAGUCUGGAAGUCUCAUUCUCAUACCUUUAUUGAGUGGCUGGUCCUGAAAGACCUACAUUGGCUCCCAGUAUGUUUCCGAGCACAAUUCAAAGUGUUGGUGCUGACAUUUAAAGCCCUAAAUUGCUUCAGCCCAGUAUACCUGAAGGAGCGCCUCCACCUCCAUCAUUCAGCCCGGACACUGAGGUCCAGCACUGGGGGCCUUCUGGCAGUUCCCUCACUGUGAGAAGUGAGGUUACAGGGAACCAGGCAGAGGGCCUUCUUGGUGCUGGUGCCUGCCCUGUGGAGCGCCCUCCCACCAGAUGUCAAUGAAAUAAACAACUAUCUGACUUUUUAGAAGACAUCUGAAGUUUUAUUCUGUUUUUAAUGUUCUGCUGAAAGCUGUCCAGAGUGGCUGGGGUAGAAAUAAUAAAUUUAUUAUUAUUAUUAUUGUUAUUAUUAUUAUCAUUGGCAUAUGUACAAGAUUCCAGUAGGUUCAAUACAAAGAAAUUACUCAUCAGAAACCUGCAUCUAACACUUAAGUUACAUGUACUAUAACAUGUUACUGAAACCUGGCUACUAUCUCCAUCUUAUCCCCCAUCCUGAAGGCAGCUACCUUACAUUUGUCUGAAUGGCCACUCCUUACUAACAAACCUACAGAUUAAUAAACUUAGAUUGAAUUAUCUGAUACCAGGACAUGGGUGACUGAUUCUAUUUGUCACAGCACUCACCACUCACUGCCCACUAUCGGCAUGCACCCAGACAGUGUGUGUGUCGCAAUGUGUGCACUGUGGUGCCCCUUCCAGCUGUCUGGAGGCUGCCUCCCUGAGGCCACCCCCACAUUUGCCUCAUGGGCACACCAGCCCUGAGCCCCUGGCUUCUUGCACGUGUAAUGGCAGACUGGUGAGCUCUGGCACAAAUUAGGACCAGGCUCUUACUUACAAUCACCCAAAUCUUCAUGAUGAAUUUGUCGAAAAUUAAGAUGGAACCACUGAACAUGUAUUUCUCCCUGCCUUUAUUUGAGUUUGCAUUCUUUCCAUCUUUUCAGAUAUUUUCUAGCCUUAACAUUACAGUUGUUCUAUCUUCUUUGGAGUUCUGGACAGACCAUAAUAAAAUCUCAACAUCAGGAGAGCCCGAUGUGUUACUCCAAAAAUUUUUACGUUGGAAAAAUUCAUAUCUUGUUCUACGGCCUCACGAUCUGGCACUUUUGUUAGUGUAAGGAGGUAUAUUUUCUCAUAUAAAGCACUCUAAUAUUGCUAUAGCAUGCAUACUCAUAUACACUGAGAGAUAGUGACUCACUAACAUAGGUGCUAUCUCCCUGGGGCUCUGGGUGCCCAAGCAUCCACAAGAGUUCACGUAUAGGGGCUGGGCACCCACAAAAUGCAGGGGCAGGCGCGUGGACACCAUGCUCCAUGGAAGAGAGAGUGUGGAGUUUGGGUGGAGGGUGGAAGAGAGUGUGGUGUUCGGGUGGGAGAGGUCCAGUCACCUCACUGCUGAAGCUCAUGCCCUGCACUACGACGUCAUGAUGUCACAGUUUGGGUGGGGCAUGCUGGGCACCCACAGUGUGGGGCCUGAGUCAGUGUCGCUGCUCUCUAAGAUUUCAGAGAGGCGUCUUUCUCAGACUUAGCUGGAGCUGGCGGGGAUUGAGCCUGGGACCUUCUGCGUGGAAAGCAGGUGUUCCACCCUGAGCCAUAGUUUUUACCCUUUACUGAAAUAUUUAUUAUAGAACAUUGUGCCCUUUAACAAUAUUUCUUCCUUAGAGUAGGUAGCAAAUAUAAAUAACACAGCCUUCCAUCAAAAUGCAGUUCUGUUAAAACUAGGGAUAGACCGAUCAGUUUUAGUCCACUUCAUAUAGCCGUUGUGCAUGUGCUCACAUUUUACAUUUGUUGUUUGCACAUUCCAUGUGCAGAAUUCCCCCCUCCCACUGAAAAAUCACCCCAAAUGUAGUUUUUUUAAAAAUACUUUCAUGGUGAUCUGAGGGAUGAGACUACAUGUUUUCUUUUGUUUAAUUACUCAAGCAGCUAGAAAAUGAUAACUAUGUUCUCCCUCCACUGUCAGUGGUAGAACGCCUCUGAAUACACUUGGUGGGACUCACAAGUGAGAAGAAUGCUCUUACGUUGAGAUCCUGCUUGGCCACUAUGAGAACAGGAUGUUCCACUAGAUGGGCCUUUGGCCUGAUCCAACAGGCAGGCUGCACAUUGAAAAGGGGGCUGCAAAAGCAUCUGGGGAUGUUAUGGUGUAUUGUCUCUCUAAUGGGCUUCAUAUGGGAAAAGCAGGUGACUGCCCUGAUGGCUGAUGGGGGGGGGGGGUAACCUUUUUCCUGUACUAAUUCCCUGCAAGGGCUGUUAUUUCACCAUGCCUUGUUGCUGCCCCAUUCCCUGCUUCAUGUGGCUGACUCCAGUUUUACGAAGGGAACUAUGUAUUAAUGUCAGCCCUAAGACAAGUUAGUGGAAAUCCUGUCCACUUUCCUAGGAGCAUGCCCUGUUGAGCUUAAUGGGACCUACUUCUGGGUUUGGGAUUAUGCUAUUAGGAUCAAAGGAUUUUCAGCCUUUUUGUGCAGUUAACUGAAAAAUAUAGCAUUUCAAGAGCACCAGCAGCUGGCCAAAGACAGUGAACCAACCUUUCCAUAGGUAAAGCUAAAAUAAAAAGUGCCUAUGAUCAGUCACUGUGUUGUAGAUAGCAUACCAGAGUUAAACCAGAGAGACCCAUUUCCAGAUUUCUCUUCAGCCUUGAAGCUCACUGAAUAAUCUUGGGCCAGCAUUCUGUAUUUAUUUAUCAAGGAGUAAAUCCAGCAUUGUGCUGUUACAAAUGUUAUGUCAGUGCAAGUAUUUUUGCUUGUCCCAUGGAACCAUCUCCCCCCCCAUGCUGUUCUUGGAGCACUCUGGACCCUUCCUCCAGCCAAUCAGAGGGCAUGGGGGCAGAGGGGAGAAAGCCCCAUUGUGCUGGUUUAAGUCUUUGCACAAGUUUGGACCAGUUAGUUGAAUCCAGUGCAAUAUUUAUAUCAUGCCCCUUCCUCACGAAGCAUUUUGUCACAGAGUUGCCUGAGUUCCUUGGAUGAAGAUGGGAUGAAAAAUGUCUGCAUAUCAAAUAAUAGUUGUGCCACAUUAAAUGCUCUUGAUGUGGGGCAGCAUAUGGAAGAGAAAUCAAAUGCAUCUUUGGACAACUGUAGGAUUUUAUGUUCACAUUAUAGAUGGAUCUAAGGAAAAGCCAAUUUAAGACAUAAGAGAAAACUCCAACAGAAGGGUAUGAGAGAGACAGAGAUUUCGCCAACCUGGUGCCCUCCAGAUGUUUUGGAUUACAGCUUCUAUCAUACCCAGCUAUCUGUUGGCUGUGGCUGAUGAGAGUGGCUGUAAUCCCAAACAACUAAAUGGCACCAAGUUGGCAAAGCACCUGUCAUAGAUGCAAUACAGAAACUGCACAAGAAAAUGUUGUCAUGGACUAUCCCUCCUCUUAAAAACACACACUGAUUGAGUGGUAGGUACAGAAAGCCGCAACCAGUGAACAGCAAGCAGAGAUAAUUGAAAGCAUAGAAGCACAGCUCAGAGGCCCCUGCCAGGAACAUAUUUCCCUUCUACUGAAAGAUUCCAGCAGAUGUUAGAGCUAAAUAGCAGAUUGCUCACCUGGGAUUGUGGGCAAAUGAUGGUGGAAGGGACCAGCUUGGUAACAAGAUUUGCGAAGGCCACUGUGUAUGUAAUGUUCUCCACAGCUUCUUGAUUAUGUGAAGAUUUUGCCAUUUGUUUUGAAGACACAAUCCCUUUGGCUACUCCAAAGUGUAUGGCCCACCAUCUACUUUUGUGUUUUAGUUACAGGGAGAAACCUAAUUAUGUAGGAGCAGGAUUUAUGGGGAAGCUGUGCCUCCGGAAUUUUGAUGCAGGAGUUGCUCUGGUACAGUAUCGCUGAACUUUCUUAGCUGAAGUGUAUAUGUUGCCUGUCUUGGAUUUAGAUAUUGCAGGGUUGGGUAACCUGUGACCCUUCAGAUGUUGUGAGACUACAGCCCCCAUGUUCCUUGACCAUUUUUCUUUCUGCUUGGGGAUUGUAGAAGCUGGUAUCCAAGAACGCCCUACUGAAACCUUAGAGACCCAAUCAGUAUUGGCAUUCUGUCAACUUUUGAAGAGGCACUUGUUUCUCAACUUAAGCCUCUUUUAAUUGCUGUUGGGAUUGUUUUAUUGCAUAUCUUAAUUAUGGAUGUUUAUACUUUUAUAUUUCUGUAACUGCUUUUUAUACAUCGUAAACCACUGCAAAGCCUAUUUUGCCAUAAAAGGAUGCAUAGAUAAGUAAGAUUAGAUUAGUUAUAGCAACAUCUGGAGGGCUACAGGUUCCCUGUUCCUGCUGUAAGUAUAAGUCACAUGCCUCUGGGUAUUUGUUUGCCAGUGCAAUUCUUGGAGGAGCUGCAUUCAGUAGUGUAAAGAGUAUGGGUUGCUCGUGCGUAAGUUGCCACCUCUCCUGGCUUUGUUGCCUUGUUAAACCUUUCAGUCUGGACAGCCCUUCACUUCGUGGCUGCCUCAGUCACUAGCAGAAUCCGUCAGUGGGCGUUUCUUAAACCUUUUCCAACAUAAAAGUUGUUUGACACCCAGUCUCCUCCUACUCUCUCUGCGUGGAAGUCUUCUGCGCAGGGAGGGCGUGGGUAGCGGAGGACCCGUGCUCUCCCCGCUGGUGUCCGGUGAAGAGUCUGGGAGCCCUCUCGCCGAUUCCCCCAUCUGCCCCUCUUUAUUCCUGGUGUUGCACUGAAUUGCUUCCCCAUCUGCUGAGCUGCCUCUCUCCCUGCUGGGCCCUUCUCCAGCAUCAUUUGAGAGCCUUCCCUCCACCUCUAGCUCCGAUGUCAGUUCCCUGACAUCCACCUCCCCCCCAGGACCCCCUCCACCCCCGGCCCAACCUGUUGAUCCAACUUCGUCCCUUUCCUCGGCCGACGAUGCGGGGAACCCCCGGAAGGAGCUGUCGUCAUCCUCUGAGGAUUCAAAACCCGCUUCCCACCCGUUCUGAUCCCUUCCCUCGGGGUGGGCCUCCCAGUCUGAUUCUUCUUCCUCCGAAGCCUCUUCUCCCUCCCCUUCGGAGGCAGAAAAACCCACAAAAUCCUCUUCAUCAUCUGUGGUUCCAAAUUGCUCCUCCCAGAAUCUCGCCAGUGGUUUGGGUUUGUCCGGGAACAGGCGGUGAAAUUCCUCCACCAGAUACCCGUCAGUGAUUGCCUCCGCGGGAACCCACGUGUUUUCCGACCCGGGUUCUCCCUCCCAAGCCACCAAGUACUCCACCUGGCGCCCUCGCCACCUUGAAUCAAGUAUUUCCGUGGCCAAAUUGCGGUGCUCCCUCUCUUCUACCUGCGGAUGUGUGGUGACUUCCCCCUCUCGCCCCGGGAACCCCCGUCCUUCCCUGUGCGGUGAGAGUAGGGACCUAUGGAACACUGGGUGUAUCUUCAUGCUGUCAGGCAAUUUGAGCUUGAAUGCCACUGGGCUCACCUGCUGUGUUACCUCAAACGGUCCCAGCCACCUGGGCUGCAACUUCUUGCACCCCCCCUUAAAAGGUAACCCUUGGGUUGACAACCACACCCGAUCUCCCACCCUUAUGGUCUCCCCUUCCCUACGGCGCUUGUCUGCCUGCCUCUUGUAAAUUUCCUUGGCCCGCUCCAAGUUCAUCUUAAGUUGCUGGUGCAGGGCUUCCAUUUCUUCCACAAACUGCUCUGCCGCCGGUACGCUCCAACCUUCCUCCCCACUCCCCGGGAAGGCCCUGGGGUGACACCCAUAAUUGGCCAGGAACGGGCUCAUUCCCGUUGACACAUGUUCAGCGUUAUUGUACGCAAAUUCAGCCAUCGUUCUGCCUCUCGUUGACGUAGCAGCGUAGGUAUUGCUGGAGUAUACUGUUCGCUCUUUCUACUUGCCCGUUGGUUUCCGGGUGUCUCGUCGUUGAGAAGGCCACUUCGACCUGCAGCAAGCUCAUGAGCUUCCUCCAGAACCGGGAAGUAAAUUGUUUCCCGCGGUCGGAGAUAACCCUCGAAGGAGCCCCAUGCAACCUGAAGAUGUGGUCUACAAACAACCUGGCUGUUUCCUCUGCCGUGACCGCAUGUGAGCAAGCUAUAAAAUGGCACAUUUUGGUUAGUAGAUCGACCACUACCAUGACCGCUGUCUUCCCCCGGGAUUUGGGCAAAUUGGUCAUAAAAUCAAUGGACACCACCUCCCACGGUUUCCCCGGCGUGGGUAAGGGUUCCAGUAAUCCUGCAGGGGCAGCCCGCUCCCCCUUUGCCCUUUGGCAGCGGUCGCACACCCGUACAUAUUCCCGUACAUCCUCCCUCACCCUGGGCCACCAGAACUGCCUGGUGACGAGCAUCAUGGUUUUGUGCUGUCCAAAGUGCCCAGCUGUGGGGUUGUCGUGGAGUUGUUUGAGUACCUUCCCCUGUAGAGCCUCCCCUGGUACAUACAGCGCCCCCUUAUAGUACAGACCCCUUCCUUCUCCUCAAACCCUCCUUGGGUUUCUCUACCGUCUCGGAGUUCCCAGAUUUUAGUUUGUGCGAACACGUCGUUUCUAGUAAGUCCAGCCAGUUCUCGUUGCCCCACCAAGGUUCCCCCACACACCCAUCGGUCCUCGGGGAUCAUGUGUCGUAUCUCCGGUGGCCCCUCUCCUUCCAAGUACUCCGGCUUCCGGGAGAGAGCAUCCGCUCUCACGUUUUCCUCUCCUGGCACGUAUCGGAUUUCGAAGGAAAACUUGGAGAACUCCUGUGCCCAUCGAAUCUGUCUCUGGUUGAGCACUCGUGCGGUCCUCCAGUAUUCCAAGUUCUUGUGAUCUGUACAAACCUGGAUCUUGUGCUGCGCCCCUAUUAGUAGAUGUCGCCAUCGACGAAACGCUGCAUAGAUCGCAAGCAGUUCGCGGUCGUACACAGUAUAAUUUUGCUCCGACUUGUUCAGCUUUCUCGAGAAAAAGGCACACGGUCUCCAUUCCUGCUUGCUCCUCCCUGGCUGCAAAAGAACCGCCCCAAUGGCUCUGUCGGACGCGUCGGUCUCUAGCCUCAUGGGUUUCUCCAGAUCCACGUGCAGGAGCUGCUCUUCCGAUGCGAACGCCCUUUUCAGUUUUUCAAAGGACUGCUGGGCCUCCUCUGUCCAGACAAACUUCCUUUUGCUACUGAGACAAUCUGUGAUGGGUGCUGUCAAGUGGGCGAAGUUCUUGAUGAACUUCCUGUAGAAGUUGCUGAACCCUAGGAACCUCUGCACGUCCUUCCGGGUUUUGGGCGUCUUCCACUCCAGCACUGCCUGCACCUUGCUUGGGUCCAUCGCUAAGCCUUUGUCUGACAACUUGUACCCCAGAAACUCGACUUCUCUGGCGUGAAACUUACAUUUUUCCAGCUUGACCCACAACUGGUGCUUCUGCAGUCGUUUUAGCACUUCCCUGACGUCUCUGACAUGUUGCUCCUCAUUGUUCAAAUAGAUUAAGACGUCGUCCAAGAAGGCUACGCAGUUCUUGUACAGCAGGGACCCCAACACGUGGUGCAUGAAAGCUUGAAAACAGGCGGAGCCCGACUGUAAUCCAAAUGGCAUAACUAGGUACUCAAAGGCCCCCAAGGGUGUGAACAUUGUGGUCUUCCAUUCGUCCCCCUCCCUCAUCCUAAUCAAGUUGUAUGCCCCCCUGAGAUCAAGCUUGGUAAAAAUUUUCCCCUGCCUCACCCGUGUUAAAAUGUCGUCAAUCCUGGGCAUUGGGAAGGUCACUGGUUCUGAUACCAAAUUGACCCCCCUAUAGUCCACAAUGAGCCUGGGUUGAUUAGUGUCCUUUUUGUCCACAAAGAACACUGGACUGCCCCCUACCGCUUUUGAUUCUCUUAUGAAGCCUCUCCCUGCUGGGCCCUUCUCCAGCAUCAUUUGAGAGCCUUCCCUCCGCCUCUAGCUCCGAUGUCAGUUCCCUGACAAGUAGCUUAGGAUAUAAUCCUGUACUGGAGUCAUGCUGUCCCUGACAUUGCCGGUCAUUUAAGUGUGUAAUAAGUGCAUAUGCUUAACAUGUCUACCCCCCACACCAUUUUUUCGGACUGUACAUUAUCAGCUUUCCAGCUGCCUAAUACUGUGUCCAACUGCACACUAAACUGUUAUGGUUCUGGACUGUCAGGGGUUAGUUAACACUCCAGGAGCAUUCUUCAGUUGGUUAGUUAAUUUUUUAUACACAUCCCUCCUUCGAAGAAAUCUCGAAGGGAUCUCUUUAAAUACAAUAAUUGGGUUUCCUUCAAUAUAUAACCUUUUACUAUAGUUCUGUUUCAGUACUUCAUUCCUCAUAUCCAACGAGUUAAACAUGGCUAUUACAUCUCCUGGCAAUUCCCCCCCCCCCCAGCUUUAGCCGAUUUUGUUUUUAUCCAAAAUAUAUUUGCUAGGGAGAAGCUUAUCUCUUCCUCCUUCCUAUCUAACCAAAUUGCCAACUCUUUCACCAUUUUAGAUCUUAUAUUCUCGUUUGGGUCCUCUGGGAUCCCUCUAAAUUUUAAAUUUAGUUGGUUCUGUCUCAUCUGAGUCAUAGCCAUACUGUCCAACAAUUCUUCCUGUACCUUACCUAUCUCCUUAACUUCUAUUUUAAUUCUGUCCAAAUCCUUCUUACUGUCUUUUGUAUCCUUUUGCACCCUUUUCAUAGAAUCCUCAAGUACUUUGGCUCUUACCGAUAGAUAUUUGACUUUUCCUAUCAGUUCUCCCACCACCCCCUCUAAUCUCUUAUCUAAUGUAUCCUGCACUUCCAGUAGCUUUUUCUCUAUAUAUUGCUCAUUAUGUUUAAAUUCUUUCCUUAUUUCAGCCAUCAAACUAUCGUAGUCCUUGAUUUCUUUUCCCUCCUUCCCAUUUCCCUCCUUCCCAUAACCAACUGAAGAAAAAUGGGAUCCUAUAUAGAUGGGAGUUUCCGGAAGGAAUUUCAUUUUACUUUAAGGAUAAAAGAUUCAAACUGUCCAGCCCUUCAGAACUUGAAAAAUUUGCAAGAAGAUACGAGAAGGAACUUGGAAGGGUUGCGGGGUGGGGGGAGGGAGGGAGGGGAGCGGCCGGGGGAGGGGGGUGGGGGCGGGGGGAGUGAAGAGCAAGAGAGAGAGAUAAACUUAACAGAAGCGAGGGAAGAGGAAGAGAAAGAAGACAAAGAGCAGCAGCUUUAAGCCAGAUUUGAUAAUUUACUAAUUGUACAUAAUAGAUGGCUUUAAAAAUACUGUCUUGGAACGUGAACGGACUUAACAAUAAAAAUAAAAGGAACCAGAUUACACAUAUUUUAUUAAAAAGAACCUUGACAUAAUCUGUCUACAAGAGACUCAUGUAAUAAGAAAACAUAAGAGAAUUCUGAAUAAUAAGAAACUAGGGUUGGAUUUUGUGGCAUCGGAUAAGGUUAAGAAAAGAGGUGUGGUACUAUAUAUAAAGGAAAAAUUCGACCCAAAAAUACUGUAUAAAGAUGAGCAAGGGAGAAUGAUAGUAGUACAGAUUGUAUUCCAAGGAAUAAAAAUAAUUGUCGCCGGAAUAUACGCUCCUAACGAUAAAAAAUCGGCUUUCUUCUCAGAAUUAGGUAAUAAGUUAUUAGAAUGGAUCGAUCAAAAAAUGAUAUUGAUGGGCGAUUUUAACGGAGUGGUGUCACCAAAUUUGGAUAGGUCAACAAAAAAGCAAGAGACAAAGGAAGGCAAGCUACCUCAAACGUUUUUUUGAUUUGGUUGAUAAUAUGGGACUAAUUGACGCCUGGAGAUUUAAAAACCCCACUAUAAAACAAUAUACCUUUUUCUCAAACCCAAAUCAGAGUUGGGGAGAAUAGAUAAUAUUUGGAUCUCGAAGGAGUUGACACAGAACUUAGCUAAAUCUGAAAUACUCCCACAAACUAUAUCUGACCAUAAUCUGGUAUUUAUGGAGAUAAAGGGUAAAGAUACUAGAGUAUUUAGAUGGAGAAUGAAUGAAGGUAUAUUUAAUAAUCAAAAGAUAGUAAGUGAGGCGAAAGAAACAAUUGAAGAAUACUUCAAGUGGAAUUUACACACAAAAACAGCUACAGAAACGGUCUGGGAUGCAGGAAAAGCCGUUAUGAGGGGCUUCCUAAUUCAGAAAAACAGCCAUUUAAGAAAAGAAAAAGAGGGGGGGAAAGAAGAGAUUCUAGCACAGCUUAUGGAGAAUGAAAGACAACUAGCUAUUAAACCAGGUGACGAGACAAUAAAGCAAAACUUAAAAAUAUUACAAGCCCAAUUUUGUAUGAUAGUUAACCAGGAAAUUGAGUGGAAAAUUAAAAUGAUGAAACAAAAGAACUUUGAAUCAGCUAAUAAAAUAGGAAAAUUCUUGGCGUGGCAAAUAAGAGAAAGGAAAAAACAAAAUACCAUCUGCAAGAUAAGGGAUGGAGAAAGGAUAGUGGAAGAGCCAAAAGAAAUAAAAAGGAUAUUUCAGACGUAUUAUAAGGAAUUGUAUAAAAGAGGAAAGGAAAUAGAUUAUGAAAUAGACCGAUACCUGGAAGAUCACCAUUUACAACAGAUUGCCAUAGAAGAGAAAGAGUUAUUAGACCAGAGGAUUACAGAAGAUGAGAUAUGGAAGGCAAUAAAAAAGAUGAAAAUUGGGAAAGCGCCGGGGCCGGAUGGCCUACCAGCCAAGUACUAUAAAACAUUAAGUGAGCAAUUAUGCCCAAUUCUAUGUGAAGUGAUGAAUAAUAUUUUAAAAGAGGGAAGGAUUCCGAAUACCUGGAAGGAAGCAUAUAUUACUUUAAUACCUAAAAAGAUGUGGAUGCCUUAGAGGUGAAGAACUAUAGGCCGAUUUCGUUAUUAAAUAACGAUUAUAAACUGUUUGCGGAUAUAAUGGCAGAAAGACUAAAAGGGUAUUAAAAAAUAGAAUUCAUAAAGAUCAAACGGGCUUCCUACCAGGAAGACAACUAAAGGAUAACGUAAGAAAUGUGAUAGAUAUUAUUGAAUACCUGGAAACUAGAAUAGAUAAACAGGCGGCCUUGAUAUUUAUCAAUGUGGAGAAGGCAUUUGAUAAUGUCUCUUGGCGCUUUCUGAUGGAAAAUUUGAAAAGGAUGGGGGCGAGAGAAAGAUUCAGAAAAGGUAUAGAGGUUAUCUAUCAUGAGCAAAAGGCAAAACUUAUAAUAAAUAAUACUACAUCAGAAUUUUUUGAUAUUUCUAAAGGGACGAGGCAAGGCUGCCCUCUGUCCCCCCUACUAUUUAUCUUAGUACUGGAAGUACUUACUAAGAGGCUGAGGGAUACAGCAGAGGUUAAAGGAGUCAGGGUAGGAACUAAGGAACACAAAAUUAAAGCUUUUGCGGAUGACAUUGUUCUAACAUUAGAAGAUCCAAAGCACAGUGUAAAAGAAGCCCUACAAAAAAUUGAAGAGUUUGGUGCUGUGACAGGCUUUAAGGUCAAUAAGAAUAAGACUAAAAUACUGACUCUGCCACUCCAAAAUGUCUGUGUUCUCAAGAAGCAGCCAUUCUUUCAACCAGCGGAAUGCUGCUGAUUCAUAAUAAAGUUUGAGGUCUGGCAGGGCAAAUCCACCUCUAUCCUUUGCAUCGGUUAAUAUUUUAAAUUUUAUUCUAGGCUUCUUGCCCUGCCAGACAAAUCUAGAAAUGUCUCUCUGCCACUUCUUGAAACAGUCCAUUUUGUCCACAAUUUGCAAUGAUUGAAACAAGAAUAACAUUCUAGGCAAUACAUUCAUUUUUACAGCAGCAAUACGACCCAGCAGUGAAAGCUUCAAAUUUGACCAAAUUUCUAAAUCUUUUUUCACUUCAGCCCAGCAUUUUUCAUAGUUGUCUUUAAAUAAAUUCCCAUUUUUUGCUGUCAUGUUAAUCCCCAGGUAUUUAACUUUCUUAACCACUGUUAAACCUGUCUCAUUCUGAAACCUCUCUCUCUCCAUUGGUGUUAAAUUUUCUCUAAAACCUUGGUUUUUAACUUAUUCAAUUUAAAUCCUGCCACUUGACCAAAUUCUUGAAUCAGUUCUAAAACCCUUUUGGUACUAGAUUCUGGCUCCUGUAACGUCAAUACUAAGUCAUCUGCAAAUGCUCUCAAUUUGUACUGUUUGGCUCCGACCUGUAUACCUUUAACCAACUGGUCCCUUCUUAUCAUAUUCAGCAGAACCUCCAGGACCGAUAUAAAAAGCAAUGGGGAGAUUGGGCAACCUUGUCGUGUCCCUUUUUCUAUCUUAAAUUCUUCCGUCACCACAUUAUUUACAAUUAAUUUAGCCUUUUGUUCAGAAUAUAUUGCACUUAUACCAUUUUCAAAACCUUGGCCUACCCCCAUACCCUGUAGGUUUUUUUUCAUAAAAGUCCAAGAAAUAUUGUCAAAAGCUUUCUCCGCGUCCACAAAUAUUAAAACUGCCUUAGUAUUUAUAUUCACUUGUAAUUUUUCUAAAAUAUUAAUUAUGUUUCUCACAUUAUCAGAUAGAUGUCUUCCUGGGAGAAAGCCUGCUUGGUCCUUAUGUAUCUCUUCCACUAACACUCUUUUUAGUCUUUUAGCCAAAAUAUCUGCAAAAAUUUUGUAAUCCACAUUAAGCAAUGAUAUGGGGCGAUAGUUCUUAAGCUGCGUCUUUUCAGUCUCUAUUUUCGGUACAAGUGUGAUAUAUGCUUCUUUCCACGACUCUGGUGCCCUUUUCCCCUCCAUUAUUUCAUUACAGACCUCUUUCAAAGGUUGUACUAGCCAUUCUUUUAAAGAUCUGUAGUAUCUAGAAGUCAGUCCAUCCGGUCCUGGAGAUUUACCCAAUUGCAUAUUCUGAAUGGCACCUUCUAUCUCCUGUUCAGUUAUUUUGUAAUUCAACAUUAAUUUAUUUUCUUGAGAGAUUUUUUGUAAUCCAUUUGUUUUCAAAAAUCGAUCUACGUCAGUUUCUUUCUGUGGCCCUUGUGUAUAUAGUUGUUUAAAGUACCUCUGGAAACAAUUUCUAAUCUCAGCUGCGUUCUGUAUAUUCCUUCCUUCCACUUCUAAAUUUGUAACUGUAUUUAAUUUUUGUCUUUUUUUCAUUUGCCAAGCCAGCAAUUUCCCACAUUUAUUAGCCGACUCGAAUGUCUUUUGUCUAAUUUGUUUAAUUUUCCAUUCUAUCUCCUGAUUCAUCAUUUUCAUAUAUUGCACUUGAUAUAACUUUAUUUCUCUCAAAAUCUCUUGUGACUUUGGUUUUGCUCUCAAUCUUUUUUCACUUUCCUUUAUUUUCUCCAAAAUUUUAUCCUUCUUCUCAUUUUGGAUUCUCUUCUUUAAUGCAUUCUGUUGUAUCAGGAACCCUCUCAUAACCGCUUUACUUGCGUCCCAGAUUACUCUUUUUUCCACAUUGGUGCUCAUAUUUAUCUCAAAAUAGUCUCUCAAGGUUUUUUGGGCCUUCUUAAGCACUUCUUCAUCUCUGAAUAAGGUGUCAUUCAUCCUCCAUCUAAAGGAGCCAGUUGGUGUUAGUUUCAUUUCCAUCUUAACAGCAUUAUGGUCGGAGCAGGUUUUUGGGCAGAUUUCCACUUUUCUUGUCUUUGGUGCCAUUCCUCUAGUUACCCAUAUUUGGUCAAUUCUUGUCCAUGUCAUAUUGGCUUCAGAAAAGAAGGUUCCUUCUUUAGCCAUGGGGUUCUUUGUUCUCCAAAUAUUGACUAAGUCCAAGUUGUCUGUCAUCUCAAAAAAAGUUUUCGGUAGUCUACCAUCCUUAGUGACUACCUGUCUUUGUGCCUUGUCCAUAUGUGUAGAUACCACUCCAUUCAUGUCUCCCAUCAAAAUCACAUUAUAAUCCAAAUAGUCCAUCAGGGUCUCAUGCAACUUUUUUUAAAAAUCGGAUUUCCCCUCAUUUGCUGCGUAAAUUCCUACUAUCAAAAAAUUUUCUCCUUGUGUUUGAAUUUCAAUUGCCACAAAUCUUCCUUGGUCAAUAGUGGGCAAUAGACAUCAGCUAUAACAUUGAUUUUGAGAGAUGGCUAGAAUUAUGGAAUAUUAACAUGAAGUUCACGGCAUGUAUGGCAUUAAGGGAAAAUAUGUGGAAAAUGAUAUUUAGGUGGUACCUCACACCAGUGAAACUGGCUAAGAUCUAUAGGUUAAAGAAAAAAAGAUGUUGGAAAUGUGGAGAAGUAGAUGGUGACUUCUACCAUAUGUGGUGGUUAUGCAGCAAAGUGAAAGGCUUUUGGGAAUCGUUUUAUAACGAGCUUAAAAAUUUUUUUAAAUACACGUUUCCCAAAAAACCCGAAGCCUUUCUGCUAGGAAUGACAGGUAAAGAAAUUAAAAAAGAAGAUAAGGUACUAUUUUUAUAUGCCGCAACAGCCGCAAGAAUCAUGUUAGCACAAAAUUGGAAAACGGACGCCAUACCUAAUAUAAAUGAUUGGCAGAUCAAAUUAACAAACUAUGCCGAGCUCGCUAGAAUAACAGGAAGAAUAAGAGAUCAAGAUGAACAGAAAUUUCAUGACAAUUGGAUUAAAUAUUGGAUAUAUAUUGGGAUCAAACUUUAAACGACACUGGCGGGAUUGGAAUAACUCUAACAGUAAAAGGUUAUUAUGCAAAAGAGAUAAAAUACGUGAAUAUAAAGUCUAUUUGAUACUUACCAAAGCAGUGGAAGGAAGUUCAAGGCUUGGCAGAGCCUAAAAUUAAUGUAUUUAUGAUUUAUGGAAUGAAUAUAUUAUGUGUAAUUUAAGUAUUGGACUUUGUAUAAGUUCAUAUGUAUAUAUGUAUAAUACCAAUAAAAAUUUAUCAGCAAAAAAAAAAAAAAAAAAGAUAAAUUUUGGUAAUAAUCUCUCCUUUGCAUAAAUCACUACCCCUCUUUUUUUAACCUUGUCUGAUGAAAUAAACUCCUGACCAAGUCUUUUAUUAAUCAAUAGUUUCCUGUGUAACCUUGUUAUAUGUGUUUCUUAUAAACAAAUCAAGUCCAAUUGUUCCUUUUUUAAUAAAUGAAACACAGAUCUCCUUUUCUGAGGGGAGUUCAAACCAUUACAAUUCCAACUUAGUAGUUGCAGAGCCAUGAUGUAGUUACUUUACUUCUCCUCCAACUGCACCCAGUGCCUGUUCCUGUUCUGUUGGUGGUAUCACCUUCUUCAGGCGGUCUUUUAGUUCUGGAGGUAAAUCUGGUGUGUCUAAAGUUUCACUUACAAGUGCUCUUAGCUCUCCUGUAACUUUCUUCUGCAGGUCUUCUCCGUGGUCUCUCCAAAAUUUAUCUUUGUCGUCUUCUGAUCUUAUUUUUAUCUUCUUCCCUUUAUAACUGAAGGAUAGGCCUUGGGGGAAUUCCCACCUAAAAAUGAUUCCAUUACUUCUCAACAGGGCAACCAAAUCUCUAUAAUUGGACCUAAGGUCCAAAAGAUGUUUCGGAAUAUCCUUGACUGAUAUAUUUCCAAGGUCUUCUGGAAGUGCAGACUCAAGAUUUUGUCUCUCUCCUCUUUUGUUCGGAGGGUGAUCAAACAGUCUCUCACCCUGUUCUUCCUCCCUCCUUUUCCAAGCCUAAAAGCACUCACUAUCUUGAAACUAUCCUUCCCCAAAUCUGGGUUCCAAAGUCUGCAAAUUCCUGCGUAAGAAAUUCAAUCAAAUUGUCUUUCUCCAAUUCAGGUACGGCCCUGACCCUUAAAUUCGCUUGUUUCUCCUUCAACUCAAUCAUAGACAGUAUUGACUUGUGGUCUUCAAGUUGUUUGUGUAAUGGUGGUAUCUUCUCUUCUACAACAGUAGCUGUAGCAGUUGCAAUUUCCUUAGCCUCUUCGGCUGUCUUUCGUGUCGAGGUGGAUUCCUGCAGUAAUUUCUGAAUAGUUUCUGUAUUAGUAUUUACCUUCUGUCCCAAAUUAUUAAUACUUGUGGUGUUUUGAUCAAUUUUGCCCAAUGCCUCGGCUACUUGUUUACUUAUUCUUUCCAAAGAUUCAUUAAUUUUGCCUAGUGCCUGAGCCAGGGCAUCGUCAGCUGCCAUACCUUUGGGUUUAGGUUGUGCCGAUGAGGUUGCUGUUGGUAAACCAGAAGGGCCAGAUGUCGAUGCCCUUCUUUGCAGCCCACCGUCUGUGCGAAAUACUCUGCCAGACCUCAUUGCUUGUAACAAAUCUAUCUUCUCUUUCCCAUCUGCCAUAACCCUCAAGAUACAGCCCAAGGUCAAUCUCACGAUCAGAGUCAGAGUUGUUUUGAAGUGGAAAAUUCCCUAGCCCAGCUGCAGUUGUAACAGUUUCAAACUUCCUCUAGGGGGACACAGUAACAGUCAAAAAUGUCUUAAAGUAAUUAACUUCUCCCUUUCGCCCCCCAAUUCACCAAAAGGACAACAGUUUCUAUCUCAGUUGUUUCCUGUUACUUUAAAACCAGGAGAAGCCUGUCAGCAAUAUUGUAUCUCAGAUGCAGAGUUAACUGUCAAAGAGUACUUUCAGUAACAGCGCAAUUCUCAAUACGGCUUUCUUACUGUCACUGGGAACCUGUUCCAGGGUUUUAAGUGGUAGAUUUUAGCUCCUCUUCCUCUCUUUUUUUGCAGGGAAAUAACGUUCAAACCUUCUCCCCCCUCCUCCCCUGCAAUCAAGGGGGGAAAAUCACUGUUUUGAUGCUCGAAUUAUAAUUCUUUUCCAACGUCUUUUAAAGCUUCCGCUUUCAAGUUCAUUGCUUUACUCCAUUUACAAGAACGGAAGGCAGACUUCCUGUUUAUGCCUCUCCGCUUCGGUGCCAAGUUAUUCAUAAAAUUUGUAAAGUUCCUUUAAUUCCGAAGUUAGCCUACUCACGGAUCGUUGUUUUACAGCCAAAUUGUCCCAGGAAAAAGGCAGUGCUCUCCGGUAACAGCUACGCGGCUUCGCUCCACGGAAGAAGCAGACGACUCACAGCACCGCGCCACUUCCCCGCUCCGCUCCGGAGCCCGUUGCCAGGCUCCUUUGCCAAUUGGGGGGGCCGCAAACGGUGCCCGCCGAGUCCCACGGUCACAGACUUCACCCGCCUGUGAUUUUUGAAGGGUCCCCGCUGCGCCGUAGCGGUACAGACCCGAUUUCCGUAGAGCCGGUUCCCUCCAAGUCAGAGGGAAUCCGCCAUUACCGAUGGCGCCACCCCGGAAGUCGAACUUGCUAUUCUGCAAGCCAUGCCUGCAUCAGUGAACACCUUGCCUAUGUCGCCACAGCAAAGCAUAGGAUGUGAUGUAGCUCAGCACCCAAACACACCACUACAUUCUGUAUAUACACUGAGGUCCAGCUCCGAGGGCCUUCUGGCGGUUCCCUCCAUGCAAGAAGUGAGGUUACAGGGAGCCAGGCAGAGGGCCUUCUUGGUGGUGGCACCUGCCCUGUGGAAUGCCCUCCCAUCAGAUGUCAAGGAAAUAAACAACUAUCUGACUUUUAGAAGACAUCUGAAGGCAGCCCUGUUUAGGGAAGUUUUUAAUGUCUGAUGUUUUAUUGUGCUUUUAAUUCUGUUGGGAACCACCCAGAGUGGCUGAGGAAACCCAGUCAGAUGGGCAGGAAAUAAAUUCAUUCAUUCAUUCAUUCAUUCAUUCAUUCAUUCUCCUCUCCUUCUAACGAGUGCUGUGCUGAAGCCUGUCCUCCAGUUUCUGGAAAGUUUUCUUCUCCUUUGAAAGAGCCUUCCAUUAUUAUUUCUUUGCCUCAUUCUCAGGCUGCUUUAGAAUUUUGUUACUGUUUCAGUGGGUGUCUGUUGAGUUUAUCUUAACAUUGCAAGGUGUGUUUUUCUUUCCAUUAAGCAUUUAUCCAGUCCUGCUCCAUCCUCUCAGCCUGCCCACACUCCCUGAUCUGAAAAAGCCUCCUUCAAGUGUGGGAAUCUGGGAAGGCUGCAGAGUGGCUGUAAAAUAAACACUCUUCCUGAUCUGCUGCUCCUUUUAAGCCUCUGGUGGUCAUCUACUACUUUGAAAAGUAAUGCCAAUUAUUCUAAAACCUGUUGUAUAAUUUAGCAUUGCAUAUUACAUAACCUUUAUUUAUUGCACUGUGGUUUAACCCACAGCGCCACCUGCGUCCCUUUUAAUAUGAUCUUAGGUUCUACAAAAUGAGCUUAAAUACUGAGAAGCUCUAACCCCCCCCCCACCGACCAUUCCUCCUAGACACCAGCGGGACUUGGCAGGGACGGGGGAGAGUUCACUAGUUGGUGCAAAUCACAAGCCAAACGGUAAAGCUGCCAUCACCUCCUUUCCUGGGCCACCCUCAAAUGGGGUUCAAGGAGGAGAACAUCCGUUCGAUAUUUACCAGGUUACCCAGCCCUGAGUCACUUUACCAUGACGCAGACAUUAAUUCAUCUGGUAGGUGUCCAAACGGUCAGGCACUAGUUCAGCUUCUCAGAGCAAAGGCACAGAAUACAAAAGGCAAAAAGUCCUUUUCCAAAUUUAUUGAAAAAGCUACUCAAAAGGUUUGCACAGUUCUUAGAAGUUACAAACAGAAAAUAAAAACAUGGUAAAAUAUAGCUAACUAAAAACCAUACUCACACAUCAACAAUAGUUCAAAGCACAGCGAGUAGUCAGGAGUCCUUUCACUGGUUAAACGCCCUCAGGCAAAGUACCAGGGCAAGAUGUUUUGCAAUUUGCAUCUGAAUGUAGUGGUUAAGAGCGGUAGUCUCGUAAUCUGGUGAACCGGGUUCGCUUCCCUGCUCCUCCACAUGCAGCUGCUGGGUGACCUUAGGCCAGUCACACUUCUUUGACGUCUCUCAGCCCCACUCACCUCACAGAGUGUUUGCUGUGGGGGAGGAAGGGAAAGGAGAUUGUUAGCCACUUUGAGACUCCUUUGGGUAGUGAUAAAGCCGGAUAUCAAAUCCAAACUCUUCUUCUUCAAAUCCUUUAUCCUUUAAAACCCAGGUGGAGGGCAGGUUAGGGACCAAUCAUUUCUUUAGGUUAAUUACCAAUUUACCAAUGGCUGUAUGAUGAGACUAUAUCUCCUGGUUGUCAGGAGAUGGCACAGCUGAACUUUGAUUAGGUGCAGAGACCUUGAGAUAAAAAAGGCUCUCCCUUCAUUCCCAGGCCUUUCUUACACAUACCAGGCUUCCAAGCUGUCUAUUACUUGAUAGCCUCCUGCACCUUUAUACAACCCAAUCCACACUCAAACCCCCAGCUGUGCCAGGGUCUUCAAAUCAGAUAAUAUCUCAUCCUGCCUAGAGUCAAGAAGUAAUUGACUCACACUUCUAGCGACAGAGAGUUUUUACAUUUAAAGAGACCAGACACCCAUUCCCCAGAAAGCAACAGUUUUAUCUCUCCCAAAGCAACAGUUUUAUCUCUCUCACUGCUGUGUGAACAAGUGUUUGACAUACCAAGAUUUCCCAACUUCACUACACUCGUAAAAUAUGGACCGAAGAGACUUGUUUGCAUUUAGUCUCCCAUAAUGGGGUGGAAUAAUCUGGUUCCUGAUUCAAGUUUUCCCUCUUCCUUCUAGUAUCAGAAGUCCAUGACCAAAGAGCCAUUCUCCGUCGUUCUGGCCCAAUUGCUGGGCCUUAACCUGGGGAUGGAAUAUGACAAUGGCAAAGAGUGCAAGUGCCCAGGAGGCUUUGUCUGCAUAAUGAACACGGAAGCAGUGUAAGUACUAUGACUAUUGCACUAAGCAGCUCAUAGGUUUUAGGACUGGGCAUAAGCCUUUGCUUGUACUUUUGAUAGUGGAAGGCAGCAGCAGAGCUCAUUUCCUAUCUCAGCACUGUACAGAGAUUGGAGAUAACAGAAAUGGUGGCUACUCUUCUGCAGUUUACCAUCAAAGAACAGGCACAGGCUUAUCUCCUGUGGUUUGUUGUCAACAACAACAACAUUCAUUUAUAUGCUGUCCAUUUGACAGUUUUGCCCCGGUCACUCUGGGUGGCUCCCAACAAAAAAUAGUAAAAGCACAAUUCAACACCACACAUUAAAAACUCCUCAACUUCUGGGACAAAUUCAGAGGUCAGGAAAGCCUAAUUUAUGCCCCGUGGGUCUGAUGUUCCCCACUCCUGCCAUAAGGGGUGAAGUUCUGCUAUACCUGUGUAUAAAUAGGGCUUGUGCACUAGCAAACUUUCAAGAGCCAAAAAUCUUCCACUGCUAUUGAUAGAUCUGGUAUCUGCUGUUAUCAUUUUGUACCAAAUGUAACUGGAAAAAAUCCAGUAAGUAGAAAGGGUAAACCUUGUUUAAUACUGGAGACUUAUGCUACCCCCCCCUCAAGAUAAUUGGAGGUGGUUUUAAAGAGGGAUCAUGCUGUGUGCACUCAUUUCUCCUUUUGCCUCUUGACAGCAAGUUCUUUCAGCUCUUUUGUAUUCUUUCAAUAAUUGCAAAACACCCACAACUUACAUUUAAAACACAUGGCUUCCCUCCAAGAAUCCUGGAAACUAUACUUUGUGGUUGUGAAGUGUAGCUCUGUGAGGGAUAUACUACAGUUCCCAGAUAACUGGGGGAAGUCAUGUGCUUUAAAUCUAUGGUGUGGAUGUUUACCAGCUGAAAGGAGGACAAAAUAAAUACUCAUUUUUAAUAAUUGGCUCCUACCUUAUAGUGCUUCAGUAUGAUGCCUUGGAGCCGUGUCUGCAACUGUGCAGACUGUAACAAAACUUCUUAAAAACUCCAUAUAUUAAAGUUUGCUCAAGUCACCUUCCAGGUUUCAGAGACUGGCCUGGCCUCCUGCGGCACUCGACAGCCCUCCAUUCAGCAUGCAUAAGAAUGAAGGAGCUCUUGUUUUUAUUUUUUAUAACAAAAUAUGUUGUGUGUGUAUUUGUGCUUGCCAUAUAAUAAUAGCAGAUUCAUCUUACUAUGUUUUAGACUUUCAAGUGGAAUUAAAGCUUUUAGCAGCUGCAGCAUUAAAGACUUCCAAAAUUUCAUUAAAUUCAAGGGAGCCCAUUGCCUCUCUAAUCGACCUAAUUUAAAAUUGUUUUAUAAGAAGCGAAGUGCCAGAAGCAAAGCGCUUUGUGGGAAUGGUGUUCUGGAAGCUGGAGAGAAGUGUGACUGUGGCUCUGAAGAGGUCAGUACCUCCUGUUUUCCAGGUUUGUUCAUUUGAAUGUGUAUUCUGCCCUAUUCCAGGGGUUUUGGGUUGAUUAUUUAAAAUAAACAGAGAAGCAGACAUUUAGAAUAACUCCCACCUACCUGUGCCUGCUUUCCACUUUUGCUCUGGGAAGCCUCCAGGGCUGCUGCAAACACCCCUUUUGGAAAACUGGCAGCUGCCUUAAACCAAGCUUACCUGGAGAUGAUGGGGAUUGAACCCGGGACCUUCUGCAUUCAAAACCGAUGCUCUAGCACUAAACUAUGGCCCUUCUGGUUGUUUUUGCCUGCUCCUGAUGUGUUUAAAUUGGAAAAAUACUUGUUGUAUUCUCUUCUAGCACAGCUUUGGAAAUUUAAAAACAACAUGGUUAUCAAAUGAAAAACUAUGUAGCAGUUAUUUGAAAAGCCAACCAAAGCCAACAGGAGACCAUAUAUAUGUGUGAAGACCAGUUUAUUGUCAGAAAUGUGAAACUAACCCUAUAUCCAAAUAACAGUACAAAAAGCUCAUCGGCUUAGAACCAGGUUAGCUUUGGGACCAAUAUAUAUCUGCCUAGGAAUUAAGAUGAAAGUCAGAGAAUCAUAGAAUUGUAGGGUUGGAAGGGACCAUGAGGGUCAUCUAGUCCAACCCCCUGCAAUGCAGGGAUAUUUUUGCCCAACAUAGGGCUUGAAACCAUGACCCUAAGAUUAAGAGUCUCAUGCUCUACCGAACGAGCUGUCAGAUUCCUUGUUCUUGGUGCCAUCUCAAUACAGUAUAUUUCUUGAGUGAGCACAAGAAACAGGUCCUCUCUGUAGCUCACUGUUUUUUUAUCAAUUGAAAACUGGCAGGCAGCAGUGGCUGAUUCAAAGGGCAAAUGAGGCUUUGCCCUGACAACCUCAGUGCCCCCUCACCUGCCCACCUUUUAACUAGUCCAGGGGAUAACAGUCGGCUUCCUCUCACUCUCAAUGUUGUCCCUUGGAUAAAUCAGCAAGGAUGGGGAUGGGGACAAAACCAGAAUGAGUUGGUUCUGUCUGUUGUUGGCUCUGACCCUUGUUACUGUUAGUCUCCCUGCCUUCCGCCCUGCCUGUCCCAAUGGGCACCAGUCAUCACUGCUGUCUCUUUUGCCAGAAAUUGAAGAUGCUUUUUAUUUCAAUAGGCUUUUGACAUGCAACACCCAGGGUUAUGGAUGCAAGUUAUAAUACAGUAGUAGGGGAACAAUGGCCCUCCUGAUGUUGUUGGAAUACCACGCCUGUCUUCCCUGACUAUUGGCCAUGCUGGCUGGGCAUGAUGGAAGCUGUGGUCCAAAGCACCUGGAGGGCACCAGGUUGAUGAAGAGAAAACACAUGUGAGAGCUGGCGUUAAGGUGAAAAGCACCUCACCUUUUAGAUGUAUUACAGCUGUUAUGGCAGGUACCCCAUUCUCCCUGAACACAGACUUGAGAAAAACCCUUCCACUGGCUCAACAAAUAUUCUUUCAGUGGAGGGAAGAGCAAGGGGAUGGGAACCUGUGAGGGCCCGGGAAGGCCUCUGAGGGCUCCAGCCUGCCUUCGGGUUUCCAACUGCUUCAAUGUGAAAUUGAGAAGGUGCUCUCCAUAUGACUUCCCCACCAACCACAGAGUUGUAUCCUUUGUUUUCAUCACUAGACUAUUCCUCCUUAGGGCUCCUCCUUAGAGCCUGUACACAUUGCUGGCACAGGCACAUAAUGGCUGCUGCAGGUGCAGGGGGGUCCACAGGAAUGGACACAGCAGACUGGUAUUGGGUUGAAUAAGGUCACAACUUCACUGAUCACAGGAAAGAGUAGGUUUGGCUAAGGCACUGGGCAUGUAUCCUGAUCAGGCAGCCUGCCUGCUACCUGAUAUGGACCCAGUGGGUUCCAUCCUGUGCUGGGGAGUUGCCCCCAAUGUAGAUUGGGUGUCUUGACUCCACACAGGCCACCAUUUGGAGAGGUGUAUUGGCCCAUCAUUCCCCCUGUGGACUCCCAGAGUCCACAGGGGGAAUGAUGGACUCUGGGAGUCCACAGGGACUCCCAGAGUCCAUCAUUCCUGGACACCUCUAAUGGUGUACCCCUGUGACUAACGAUCCAGUCCAAUGCCUCAUCUACCCAAGCUGCGAUGGUUGCCAUGAGGUAGGUGAAAACCUGCAAAGCGGCCAGUUUGCUUGCAGGAGAAAAUUCCUCUCUGGCCACAAAUAUGACAGCCGAGUAAAUCACAGCAAGGUUCAUAUGCCACUUGCCCACUCUCCCAUUGAGCGGUCCCUAACUGGGUGGGUGGAAAAUCAAGUGACAAUAAGGCAAGAGGGUGACCUGCACCUGGCUGCUCUCUUAAAUAGGCCAGAGAUGGGCUGGAUGCAGCCUUCCAAACCCUGCCAUUGAUUUGGCCCUACCUACAGGCACUGCCUGCCCAUACCUGCAAGGCUGUUGCAGAUGGAGGUGGGGUGAUGCCAGGUAACCACUCCUUCCCCCAGCUGCAGCAGAAAAUGGUGGCAUCCCUGGACCCACCACGGCCACACCAUCCAGCAGACGUUGCCCAUCCAGAGCCCCAGGUGAGCGGUUUCUCUCUUCUGCAUCAAGGGGUAGGGGGUGAUAACUCAGUGACAGAUCACAUGCCCCAUAUGCAGAAGAACUUGGAAUUGAUUCAGAAUAUUCCCAUCUAUAGAAUUCCAGGCAGCAGGACUGGGAAAGACCCCAUGCUAAAGACGCUCCAAAGGACCCCCGGAAGAGGGAGCUAAACAUUAGCAUGUGCCCCAUUUUCCCACAAUGACUGAAAAGUGGGCAAAAAAAUGCCCUCCCGAAGCAUUCUCUCUCCCUAGAGGAAGAAAGAUGCAUUGAACCUUUAUUUUUCCCCCUCUGUUGAGUAUAAAAGCAAAUAAGGGGGUGAUGAUGUACAUACAAACUACAGGAAGGGAAUGAUUAAACAGCACCCCUCCUCCCCCAGGCUGCUCAUAAUACUCUUGAUAGUGGCAGCUUGGUUGCUGGUGGGGUGGGGUGGGGUGACAGAAUCUCAUAACUGAUAUCUCAACAAGCGUUCUAAAUGGAUAUCUUUAUCCCAGCUGAUGUCUAUAUUGAAUCUGAACUGAUUUAAUGUUAUGUGCUGGUGUUGUUUUAGACUGUUAUUUUUAUUUAAAUACCUGUAUAUAGUAAGAUUUUUGUUAUAUGUAAUAGUUGUAACUGAUAUAUAUUUGUAAAUACCUCUGGGAAGUGGUUCGUAUAUUAAAAAUAGUAUUAUAAUCAGGUUUAUUUGAGUAAAAUUUGAAGUCAACCUUUCCCUCUUGUCCUUUCCUGUAUUUUGAAAUUCCUCUGUGUAAAAAAGCAUGAUGUAGCAGAAAAGAUUUGAGCAGAUUCCAUGUAUAAACCUUUACAUUUAUUUAUUUAAUAAAAUUCAUACACUGCUUGAUUGUAAAACAAACCUCAAAGCUUACCUCAAAGCAACAUCUUUAUGCGCCCCCUCGCCCAGCUUGUCCGGAGUUUGGGGCUGGGUUGCCAUCAGUAUGCUGAUGACACCCAACUCUAUCUGUUGAUGGAUGGCCAUCCUGACUCGGCCCCAGACACACUGACCAGAUGUCUGGAGGCUGUGGCUGGAUGGUUACGUGGGAGCCGGUUGAAGUUAAAUCCUUCGAAGACAGAGGUCCUCUGGCUGGGACGGGACAAUAUGGGAUUGAGGGGGCAACUCCCAUUUCUUGCGGGGGUGCAAUUAGUGCCAGCAUCGUCCGUUAAGGGUUUGGAUGUAAUCUUCGAUACCUCCCUCUCUAUGGAGGCGCAGAUUACAGCUAUAACAAAGGCGGCAUUUUUCAUCUCCACCAAGCUAAGCAGUUGGCUCCUUAUCUCUCUCGUCCUGACCUAGCCACUGUGAUCCACGCGACGGUCACCUCCAGACUGGAUUAUUGUAACUCGCUCUACACGGGGCUGCCCUUGAGACUGACCCAGAAACUCCAGCGGGUGCAGAAUGCCGCGGCGAGACUCCUUAUGGGGUCUUCGCUGCGUGAUCACAUUCAUCUGGUACUAUACCAACUGCACUGGCUCCCGGUGGAGUACAGGAUCAGGUUUAAGGUGCUGGUUUUAACCUUUAAAGCCCUAUACGGCCUAGGACCCUCGUACCUACGGGACCGCCUCUCCUGGUAUGUCCCACAGAGGAACUUACAGUCUGCAAAUAAAAACAUCCUGAAGAUCCCAGGCCACAGAGAGGUUAGGCUGGCCUCAACUAGAGCCAGGGCUUUCUCGGCCGCAGCUCCAAUCUGGUGGAACGCUCUGUCACAAGAGACUAGGGCCCUGCGGGACCUGACAUCUUUCCGCAGGGCCUGUAAGACAGAGCUGUUCCACCAGGCCUUUGGUCAGGGCGCAGCCUGACCCCCUCCUCUGGCAAUCUGCACAGAAUUUUGCUUAAUGGUUGCCAAUUUGAUUUUAAUUAAUUUUUAUAAUGAAAUGUUUUUAGAACGUUGGAUUAUUUUGAUUGUUGUUAGCCGCCCUGAGCCCAGCUUCGGCUGGGGAGGGUGGGAUAUAAAUAAAUUUAUUAUUAUUAUUAUUAUUAUUAUUAUUAUUAUUAUUAUUAUUAUUACAAAAAAAAGAUAAAACAAUAGAGUGCCCCGUUGGCCUUAAAGUUUUGGAGUUUCAGCUUUCACUUUCAUUUUUUUCAUUGUCUAAACUCUUUACUGACCCCAAACAAAAAGCUGUAUGAUUUUUGUUUUCAGGAAUGUAAGUACAGUAAAUGUUGUACUAGCUCAUGUACGUUUCUCCGUGGAGCAGUGUGCAGCAACGAAUUGUGCUGUGAAAACUGUCAGGUAAGAUGCUAAAGUACUCUCUUCACUGCCUUGGCCACACAUUCACCUCAGUUUGUUUGAAUUGACACUACCACCUCCUCUGAAUUUUAUCUCCGUAACCUCUGUGUUGCAGCCAAUGCUCAUCCUACACAAAGCUGACCCAUCAAAGUUAAUGGACAUGGCUAGCUUAGUUUCAUUAAUUUCAAUGUGUCUACUGUGAGUAGAACUUAGUUAGUUACAACCAUUUGCAGCCUGAUGUAAGAUUCUAAUUAACUUUGAACUGCAAUCAGAUCAAGGAAGAAUUUCCUUUAAAGAUGGAAUGCCACUUUUGAGGAUUUCCAUAUCAGCAUUAAAUGCUGAUGUUGUUCAAGGGUAGGGAAAGAAUCUCGGGAUCUCAGCAGCAAUGUAAGCACUUACACAGGUGAGUGUGAAGGUUUACCAAAGUUCUGCAGACCAUGUAGGAGAAAUCCAAAUCACAAAAAGGAGACGGUUUUAUUGAUUGCAAAGCAAUGCACAUGGCCACCAGACUACAAUAUAGCAAUUCAUAACAAAUGCCCCAAAGGCUGCAGCCACAACAGGGAAUGCAGUUACUGAUCAAAGACGGCUCACUGCACUCAAAUUAUACCUUCAACGGCAACUCAUCUAGCCUUCAGGCACAAGAGACUCUCUGCUCAGCCCAAGGCAGGGCUUCACUAAUCUCUAGGGAAGAGAUAAAUAAAUAUAUAAUAAAAUUAUACUACUCUACUAAUGGUUCAGGAAGCUAGUCCCACAGUCUGUUUCCCAGGCCUUGUUUCAUCAAAGCCUUGUUUCUCCCAUUGCUCUGUCCCAGCUCCUACCAACCUGGCAGUUUGAAAGCACACCAGUGCAAGUAGAUAAAUAGGUACUGCUGCAGCGGGAAGGUAAACGGCAUUUCUGUGCACUCUGGCACUUGUCACUUCAUUUCUUUGACCUUGCAGGUGGUGGGCAACUCCCCAAACUCAUGUCAGUAAUUAACAUAGAUAACAAUUUUCUGAGAACAAAUGACCUAGUUUUUACAGCAAUCCCCAACAGCAUUGUAAUCCACUCUGUGCUCCAGUUCAAAGUAAGGGUGGAAUAAAGGUAAAGGGACCCCUGACCAUUAGGUCCAGUCGUGCCCGAUUCUGGGGUUGCGGCGCUCAUCUUGCUUUAUUGGCCGAGGGAGCCAGUGUACAGCUUCCGGGUCAUGUGGCCAGCAUGACUAAGCCGCUUCUGGUGAACCAGAGCAGCGCAUGGAAACACCGUUUACCUUCCUGCCGGAGCGGUACCUAUUUAUCUACUUGCACUUUGAUGUGCUUUCGAACUGCUAGGUUGGCAGGAGCAGGGACCGAGCAAUGGGAGCUCACCCCAUCGUGGGGAUUCGAACCACCAACCUUCUGAUCGGCAAGUCCUAGGCUCUGUGGUUUAACCCACAGCGCCACCCGCGUCCCCAAGUGUGGAAUAUGAGGAACUAAAUAUGUAAAACAUGCACAUAAAUACUCAUAUUGAGGCAAUAAACAGCCUCCAGGAAGACCAUGCUAGCAUGCCAUCUGCACAUUUUUCUGUACAAUGAGUGGAAAAAAGACGUCAGACACCAAAGGUAGACAGCCACUUUUUUCCAUAUGGUUCCCACAUGUGGUGUUUGGCUAUGGAGCUGCUCUAAGCAGCUUACAACCUCUUAAGAGUUAAAGAAACAGACAGGCCUUAGACCAUCUUGUAAGGACUGUGUGGGCAUGUGCCCUGUUCAGUCCGGUGAUUAUGUGGCUUAAACAACUUUAGGACCUGUGCAUAAGUCUGAGGGUAAUGAAAUGGGAAGGUUAACUGCAAAUUGUGGAGUCAACAGGAAUCCUUCUCAACCCUAGCUGUAGUCCUCCGUGAAAAAUGCUAUUGAUACUUUCCUUCUUCCUUUUCCUUUUCACCUAGUUUAAGCCAAGAAACACAAUCUGUAGAGCAGCUGUAGAUAGUGUCUGCGAUUUUCCUGAGUACUGCAAUGGCAGUUCGGCGUCCUGCCCAAGCAAUGUUUAUGCCCAGAAUGGCUAUAGCUGUGCUUCUAAUGCUGGCUACUGUUAUGGUGGAUCCUGUCAGGCAGCUGAUCUACAGUGUCAGGAUCUUUUUGGUGAAAGUAAGUGAGACAACUUGCUUUUUGGCUUCUUUUAAAAACAAAAUGAAAUAUUUACUCUUAAAAAGAACAAGCAAGGAAGCAAGCAGCUUCCUUCUGUAACCAAAUUGUGUGUGCAUGCCCACUCAUACCUAUACCAUGAGCUUUCCUCAGCUUUUAUACCAGUUUGCCCGUUGAAUGAGUCCUGGCUUUCUCUUGAACUCUUUGAGCAGAAUUCAGCGUCACACUACUGUACAGUCAUACUUCGGGAUAAAUAUGCUUCAGGAUAAGUAUUUUCGGGUUGCGCUCCACGGUGAACUGGUGAACUUCCUGGUUUUGUCACUCACGCAGGCGGAGAUGGUCAAAAUGACGUCACGCGCAUGCACGGAAGCAGCAAAACGUGACCUGUUCUAUUCAGGAUGUGAACGGGGUUGAAACCUUCUACCCCCUCCUCCCCCCACACCCUGUUUGGGGGGCUUUCCUGACACAUAUGCCCUUUUGGCUGAGCUGGCUGGAGGGGGAAGCUCAUAGUGUUAGUUGUGCUGCCUUCCACGUUUGCAACUAGUCCCAAUGUGGCUGGUUUCCAAGGCAUGCUUCUUCUUCCUUAGUUCAGAAGAUGGCUACCAGAAUUCUGACUGGUAUGACCAGGUUUAUGCAUUUUAUGCCAACUUUAAAAUCACUCUACUAGCUACCUAACUGCACUUAGGCACAAGCCAAACUGCUGUUAGUUACCAUGCCAACCUGUUCAGUUAUGUUGUUUUGGUGGAGCCCUUCAUCAAAUGCCUUUAUGGGGGAUCCUGCUGAAUCAGACCGAAGGCCUAUCUAGUCAGGAUUCUGUUCUCACCGUAGCCAACAAGAUGCCUAUAGGAAGCCUACAAGUAGCUCUGCUGCUCCUUCUGCCUCUUUCUACAGGAAGUUAUACUGUAUAUAGAGCUGUCAUAGCUAGUAGCUAUCUAUAGACUUACCAUUCAUAAUUUUGCAAAUGCCCUUUUAAAUCCAUCUCAAUUGGUGGCCUUCACUACAUCUUGCAGCGAUCUCCAUGAUUUAGAACCUCAAAGCCAAAGUGAGAGCAUUUGAGUCAAAAUUAAGGGAGAGAAGAAUAACAGUGACCUCAUUGUGGGAGUUUACUAUAGAUCCCCAAGCCAAACGGAGGACAUAGAUGAUGCCUUCCUGGAACAGAUGGCCAAGCAUGCAAAAGGAAGGGAGAUAGUAGUAAUGGGGGACUUCAAUUACCCGGAUAUUUGUUGGAUGUCAAACUCAGCCAAGAGCAUAAGGUCAAACAGAUUCCUCACUGGCCUUGCAGACAACUUCAUUGUCCAGAAAGUGGGAGAAGCAACAAGAGGAACAGCCAUUUUAGAUCUGGUCCUAACCAAUGUUGAUGACCUGGUUAGUGGGGUAGAAGUGGAAGGAUCAUUAGGCGCGAGUGAUCAUGCUCUUCUGAAGUUUACUAUACAGCGGAAAGGAGCAGCCAAGCAUACUAGGACUCAAUUUCUUGACUUUAAGAAAGCCGACUUCAUAAAACUUAGGAAAGUGCUGGGUGAGAUCCCAUGGACAGUAAUACUAAAAGGAAAGGGAGUUCAUGAUGGCUGGGAGUUUGUUAAGACGGAGAUAGUAAAAGCACAACUUCAGGCAAUACCAAUGAGACGGAAACAUGGAAGGUGCCUAAAGAAGCCAGGGUGGCUAUCUAAAGAACUUUUAACUGAGUUAAGAUUAAAAAGGAUGUGUACAAAAAUGGAAAAGGGGGAAACCACCAAAGAGGAAUUCAAACAAAUAGCCAGCACGUGUAGACACAAAGUCAGAAAAGCUAAAGCACAGAAUGAACUCAGGCUUGCUAGAGAGGUUAAAAGCAACAAAAAAGGCUUUUAUGGGUAUGUUCAGAGCAAAAGGAAGAACAAAGAAACAGUGGGGUCACUCAGAGGAGAAGAUGGUGAAAUGCAAACAGGGGACACAGAAAGGGCUGAACUCCUCAAUGCCUUCUUUGCCUCAGUCUUCUCCGAUAAAGAAAACAAUGCCAAGUACAAGAAUACUUGGCUAGUCUAGAUGUAUUCAAGUCUCCAGGGCCAGAUGAACUGCAUCCAAGAGUAUUAAAAGAACUGGCAGAUGUGAUCUCAGAACCACUGGCAGUCAUCUUUGAGAAUUCCUGGAGAACAGAUGAAGUCCCAGCAGACUGGAGGAGGGCAAAUGUUGUCCCUAUUUUCAAAAAGGGGGAAAGAGAGGACCCAAAUAAUUACCGCCCAGUCAGUCUGACAUCAAUACCAGGGAAGAUUCUGGAGCAGAUCAUUAAGCAAACAGUCUGUGAGCACCUAGAAAGGAAUGCUGUGAUCACCAAUAGUCAGCAUGGAUUUCUGAAAAAUAAGUCAUGUCAGACUAACCCGAUCUCGUUUUUUGACAGAAUUACAAGCCUGGUAUAUGAAGGGAACGCAGUGGAUGUAGCCUACCUUGAUUUCAGCAAGGCAUUUGACAAGGUGCCCCAUGAUAUUCUUGUAAAGAAGCUGGUAAAAUGCGGUCUUGACUAUGCUACCACUCAGUGGAUUUGUAACUGGCUGACUGACCGAACCCAAAGGGUGCUCAUCAAUGGUUCCUCUUCAUCCUGGAGAAGAGUGACUAGUGGGGUGCCACAGGGUUCUGUCUUGGGCCCGGUCUUAUUCAACAUCUUUAUCAACGACUUGGAUGAUGGACUCAAGGGCAUCCUGAUCAAAUUUGCAGAUGACACCAAACUGGGAGGGGUGGCUAACACCCCAGGGGACAGGAUCACACUUCAAAACGACCUUGACAGAUUAGAGAACUGGGCCAAAACAAACAAGAUGAAUUUUAACAGGGAGAAAUGUAAAGUAUUGCACUUGGGCAAAAAAAAGGAGAGGCACAAAUACAAGAUGGGGGACACCUGGCUUGAGAGCAGUACAUGUGAAAAGGAUCUAGGAGUCUUGGUUGACCACAAACUUGACAUGAGCCAACAGUGUGACGCGGCAGCUAAAAAGCCAAUGCAAUUCUGGGCCUCAUCAAUAGGAGUAUAGCAUCUAGAUCAAGGGAAGUAAUAGUGCCACUGUAUUCUGCUCUGGUCAGACCUCACCUGGAGUACUGUGUCCAGUUCUGGGCACCACAGUUCAAGAAGGACACUGACAAACUGGAAUGUGUCCGGAGGAGGGCAACCAAAAUGGUCAAAGGCCUGGAAACGAUGCCUUAUGAGGAACGGCUACGGGAGCUGGGCAAGUUUAGCCUGGAGAAGAGGAGGUUAAGGGGUGAUAUGAUAGCCAUGUUCAAAUAUAUAAAAGGAUGUCACAUAGAGGAGGGAGAAAGGUUGUUUUCUGCUGCUCCAGAGAAGCGGACACGGAGCAAUGGAUCCAAAUUACAAGAAAGAAGAUUCCACCUAAACAUUAGGAAGAACUUCCUGACAGUAAGAGCUGUUCGACAGUGGAAUUUGCUGCCAAGGAGUGUGGUGGAGUCUCCUUCUUUGGAGGUCUUUAAGCAGAGUCUUGACAACCAUAUGUCAGGAGUGCUCUGAUGGUGUUUCCUGCUUGGCAGGGGGUUGGACUCGAUGGCCCUUGUGGUCUCUUCCAACUCUAUGAUUCUAUGAUUCUAUGUUUAACUAUGUGCUGCAUGAAGAAGAUAUCUUAAAUAACUAAAUAAUUCUGCUUCAGUGAAAACAACAGUCUUGCAGCACCUUCAGGGCUAACAUUCAUUAUUUGCAGAGGCAAAUCCAAUUUAUGCAUCAGACUGAUUUGUUUGUACACAUAUGAAAGUAUCUGUUAAGAGCAUUGCUAAAAGAAAACUAUUAAAUGUUUCAUUUUAGUUAUUCUAAUCAAAAUCCUUUUAAUAUUUAUAGAGUCAAAAAGUGCUCCUCAAGCAUGUUAUGAAGAAAUUAAUGGUCAGACAGAUAGAUUUGGACACUGUGGGAUUGACAUACGAAAGGGAUUUAAGACUUGUUCUUUCCGGUAUGUGAUUAGGAAACAGAAGAAACUGAAAUAAAAUUUUCAGGGGGAGGAGUGUGGCAGGAUGUUUGUGGGUUGGCGGCUUGGGCAUCUUCUAUUGUAUGGUGCAUGUUUUUACUGUUGUUAUGGUAUCAAGGUAGCCAGGUGGAGUGGGCUGUCAUGAUCCUCCCACAGGGACUAGGACACCCAGUUGGAGGCUCCUGUGUCACUAGCUGAGGGACGGCACUUGGUUUAUGACCCUGACCCUUGAUGCUGGAGGUCAGUCCCACUAAACUGUGGUUGACAGUCAGGUGUCUGCUGAACCACAUCCCACAGCAUCAAGGCCCAUGGUGCUGGAGCCAGGAUUGUCAUGGGCAUCUCUUCCCUCAAGACCAAGGAACACAGUGUCUCCCACACUGUCAGUCCAACGGUGCAAGAAGCACACCAAAUGGGAGGUCAUGGAGCACUGAAGAAGUGCCUAUUUUCAGGCCCUUUAGGAGAUUCUAGUUCCCCAAAGGCAGCAGAGCCUCGAGACAGAGGUUUACAAGUCCUCAGUUCACUUCCAAGCAGGGGCGGAUCUUGGUAAUAUGGUGCCCUGUGUGAGGCCCAAAUUUGACGUGUUCCCCACUCCACCCAAAGCUGCCUUCCAAAAGCCGGGGAAGGGAGGCACCAAGCUUUGGGAAGGAGGCACAAAUCUCCCUCCCACCUCCUUCCUACCCACCCUCCCACCCUAAAGCUGGGCAAGUGCUAACUAGGCUUUGGGAAGGAAGCAGGAGGACUCUAGGGUCCUGUCAGAGCCCUCACACCUCCCCAUCAUUUAAAUCCAUCUCAGCCAAAAGAAGAGAACUCAUUCUGAAACUUAUCUAUAGAUGGAACCUAACACCACGGAAUCUGGCACUUCCUCAUCUAAAUGCUGGAGAGGCUGCACUUCCAUGGCCACGUACCUCCACAUGUGGUGGGAAUGCCCCCAAAUUUAAUCCUUUUGUAUAUCAGUGCUGCAGGAAAUCUGCAUAAUAACAAAACAAGUAAUAGAAGCAACUCCAGAAUUAGUCCUGUUAAAUAUCUUCCAAGGAACAACUCACAUGACAAGUCACUUACUCUCAGCAACUAAAAACAUCAUGACUAGACACUGGAAUGACCUAUCAGGAGUGAAUAUAGACCACUAGUACCAAAAAGUAUAGAAAACUGCCCUAUUAGAAAAGUUAACCAACAAACUUAAAGUUGCACGGGUGUGGCUCCCCUUUAUCAUAUAUACAGCACAACAAGACAAUGAUCUAUUCUCUCCCCCACCCCAACAGCAUAAGAAUCAAUAUGGGUAAUCUGACCCAACAACCCCAUACCCUCAUACAAACCAACCAACCAACCAACCAACCAACCACACUGCAACUAACUGAACACAACCAACCGAGCGUUGGGCACUCAAAUCUCUCGCAGUGCCAUCAUAAAUGAAUAAAUAUAUAAAUAUAUAGAGGACCUACCCACACGAUGCUGACAUAAAAACCCUGCACAAACUACACAACAGAACAAAAUAUCAGUGUCCCCUCAUCUCUCUCCCCUUCCCUCUCUCUUGUCCCCCAAUCGCAUAUGUGUCUAGUACUAAAUGUUAAUGAACUGUGAAAAAAACUAUGAAUUGAAAGUAGAGACACUAUAUGUACUUUUUUUGUCUAUUUGUUUGUUUGCUACACAAUAAAAUCUUUAAUAAAAACUAAUUUGAAAAAAUAACGGACACAACAUAAAAGAAAAAUGGAUUGAGAGGAAGGAUUAGUUAAUUAAUUAAUUGUAGCUUGCCUUUCACCAAAAUGAUUAUAAGGUAGUUCACAUAAGAAAAUCAACAGAGCAAAACCAUACUACUACAACAAAUUAAGAUAUACCAAAAUAAAUCCGUUGGGCACAAACUGUUGGGCAGUAAUCUUUGAUGCCAGAUGUUUCAAAGGUUGAGGAAUGACAGCCCCUCCCACAUGUCAUCUGUGUAAUGAAAAGCAUGCAUUUUUAGGUAACAUGUUCAAAAAUAUACUUCAGUUGUUAAAUCUGAUAUUUUGGAGGUGAAAAAAACAUUUCCAAUACAUAAUCCCCAACUCUUUACAAAUGUGUGAUCCUGUUCUUUUCUCCAAUUCCUUUGAUAGGGAUAUCAAAUGUGGAAAGUUAAUUUGUGUCUAUCCAACCAGAAAGCCUUAUGUUGACAUGAACAUUCCAAUUCUGUACACUCCUUUCCAAGAUACCCUUUGUAUAUCUCUGGACCUUCAACAACCAGAGGGCUUUCCGGACCCAAUGCUGGUGAAAGAUGGUACAAAAUGUGGAACUAAAAAGGUAAGGGAUACAAUCUGACACAGCAUGACUAUUACUGUGAUUUAAAUGUUGUCACCAGUGUGUAUGGUGUCCUAGAGAGCAGCAUAAGCAAAAGGAAGACCACUGGUCUCAUGCUUGAAGAACUUAAAAUCUAAAUUUCAGCUUUGAGGAGACAGGUAUGAUGGGCUGGGAGCGAUGGGAGAAGCAGAGAUGGAAAUCAGCAAAUGCAAUUAGACGUUGUUUGUUCAUAAGUGCCGAAAGUGAGGGGGGGACCUCAGGGCCAGGGGGCUUAAUGCAGCCCUGCAGACUUUUCUUUCUCCUCAGGCUAUGCCCCCUCCACAGAUCUCACCUCUCACUGGCCUUGACCUGUGCCCUCCUGGGCUGCUUUUGCUUGGCUGCAACAUGUCCCUGAGCAGUGCUGACACCUCUUGCUUGCCUGAGUGGAAGAGGGAGAGAGGGGUUUGCAUGUCAACCCACACAGCAUGGCCGCAGACUUGCAUGGCCGGCUUCUGUCAUCUCUCUUGCUCCAUCCACUUUAGCAUAUGGCCUAUGCAAAUUAAUCCUGCCGUCCAGUCAGCGCUCCCUGCUCAGCUCUGCUGGGACUGACCUGGGCAGAAAAUGCAGAGUCGCAGCGGUCCUGCCGUCCGUGUGAGAUAGAGGGAUAAAACAAGUCCAGAGACAGUUUCUUGCUAUCUCUAAAAGUGUUUAUUUACAAGCCAUAAAUCAGUCUCAUUCCAUCGGAACUCUCCGGCAUCUUUCCCGUGCUAAAAGCACACACAGUCUCUACAGUGACUCUCAGUCUAAUGUGAAAGUAGCUUUCACAGACAAAAACGGACAAAGCCUGUGAUGUACGGCCCCUCCCCAGAUACAGGACACCAAGGAGUUUAACCCUAUAACCUCCAAACUCCACACCCCCUCUUGUCCUGCAUCUGGGGGAAACAAGCAACAAUGCUCACCCCAAACACAGACCUUCACAGAGUUCCUGGACCAAACACGCAUAGAACUCCAGUUCUCUGCAAACCUCAGAUAGCGCACUGAACUCAGCUUCAGUAGACGAAAGCGCUAUGAGACUUUGCUUCCGGGACCUCCACCCAACUACUGAGUUCCCAAACUUCACCACUAGGCCUGAACUGAUUUGCAGUCCUGAAGGUUAGCCCAAUCCGAAUCCACCCACGCUGUAAGCUUGACAUCACCCUCAGCUGACAACUUGAGGCAAAAAUCUUUGGUAUCUUGCAGGUAACGCAGCACCCGUUUAAUACCAUUCCAGGCCUGUACACUUGGACUUGAAGCCUCUCUACUGAGCAGAUUGAUAGCAAACGCUAUAUCUGGUCUGCUCCACUGUGACAGAUACAGUAGACUACCCAGAGCUGAAAGAGUUCAGCAUUUUCGAACACAGAGCGUUCUACUUGCUGACAUUCUUUCACGUAACCAGCCUCCAUGAGUGUUUUGACACCUGCACACUCAGACAUUCUGAACUUCUCAAGCAACUGCUCAAUCUUACCUUUCUGGUUGAGCAAAAAGCUUCCAUAUCUUGUUCUAGUUAUCCCUACGCCUAGAUACGACUUGACAUCUCCAAGCUGCUUGAGCUUGAACAGCUUUCCAAGCUCCCUAGCAAACUUCUCCACUUGUUUACCUGUCUGUGAUAUGUACAAAAUAUCAUCAAGAAAAAUCUGAGCAGCUUCCUGUGUCACACCUGACCCUUUAAGACAGCUGUCAGCAACACUUCUCUUGAAACCUAGCUCUUCUAAGGCUUCAUUCAGACACAUGUUCCAGUUUCUGGCAGAUUGACGUAACCCAUAAAUGGAUUUGUGCAACCGCCACACGAUGCCUGGCCCACUGACCUCAAACCCUGGAGGAGGAAGCAUGUAGUCCUCCUGGAGGUCUGAGUUCAGAUAGGCGACAUCCACGUCAAAAUGUUCGCUUUCCAACCUUUAUAUUGUGGUUCUCCAGCUUCUGUGGGUCCACAGGCGAUAAACCCAUCUGCAACUCAUAGCCUGCUUGGCAGCCGACAAUUGUGUGAGUGAGAACAUACCAAGAGAUUCCAUUGAGUUCAUCUUCCACAUCUCCUCAUGCCAUUUGCUAGCUUCUUCCUGAGGCAACUUCUGAACAUCCUCAAAGGAUUCAGGUUCACAUCUAGCCACACCUACCCACACGAUAGUGGCUUCAUACCUUUCCUUUGGUUGACCUUGCUGACCUUCUCAGCGUGAAUUCUGGAACUGCACCUGAUUCACUAGGGCCAGCCACACCAUCCCCUGUGUCAGAAACGUCCCCCUCUGACCUGCUGCGCCUUUUAGGCCUCACAACUGGGUCUGUAGGCGAGGAUGGCUCACUCCUUGGCUCAGACUUGACAGAGACCUGUGGAGGGGUCUUGGGACUUCCCUUUGGAGAGGUUCGGAGCCUCUCCCUUGGGGACCCUGGUUCUGGACUCUGUGGCUGUGGAGUGUGCACCUCAGCAACAGGUUCAGUUUCGUCGUCCUCCUCUUCCUCAUCUGAGUCAAACUGUUCUGAAAGAACAUCCGGGUUCCCGUGAAGAUGUUUCCACCCACUCUGCUCGCAGAACUCAGCGCUGCCGCUAAUAAGCAGCUUAGAGUGGUUGCCAGUAGGGUAUGCGAAACGCCACGCCUACAAAUUUUUUGAAAAUUCUUCAAAAUUCAAAAUUUCGCAAAAUUCUAAAAUCAAAAUCUCAAAAAUCUCAAAAUAAAAAAUAAUCCUUCACUGCCUUAGGUCAUGGUGAACUCUGAGGGAAGGGGGGAGGGUUGCUUAAUCCCCACUGCACAAUGGAACAAAGAAUCAUAGAAUCAUAGAAUCAUAGAGUUGGAAGAGACCACAAGGGCCAUCGAGUCCAACCCCCUGCCAAGCAGGAAACACCAUCAGAGCACUCCUGACAUAUGGUUGUCAAGCCUCUGCUUAAAGACCUCCAAAGAAGGGGACUCCACCACACUCCUUGGCAGCAAAUUCCACUGUCGAACAGCUCUUACUGUCAGGAAGUUCUUCCUAAUGUUUAGGUGGAAUCUUCUUUCUUGUAGUUUGGAUCCAUUGCUCCGUGUCCGCUUCUCUGGAGCAGCAGAAACAACCUUUCUCCCUCCUCUAUGUGACAUCCUUUUAUAUAUUUGAACAUGGCUAUCAUAUCACCCCUUAACCUCCUCUUCUCCAGGCUAAACAUGCCCAGCUCCCUUAGCCGUUCCUCAUAAGGCAUCGUUUCCAGGCCUUUGACCAUUUUGGUUGCCCUCCUCCGGACACGUUCCAGUUUGUCAGUGUCCUUCUUGAACUGUGGUGCCCAGAACUGGACACAGUACUCCAGGUGAGGUCUGACCAGAGCAGAAUACAGUGGCACUAUUACUUCCCUUGAUCUAGAUGCUAUACUCCUAUUGAUGAGGCCCAGAAUUGCAUUGGCUUUUUAGCUGCCGCGUCACACUGUUGGCUCAUGUCAAGUUUGUGGUCAACCAAGACUCCUAGAUCCUUUUCACAUGUACUGCUCUCAAGCCAGGUGUCCCCCAUCUUGUAUUUGUGCCUCUCCUUUUUUUUGCCCAAGUGCAAUACUUUACAUUUCUCCCUGUUAAAAUUCAUCUUGUUUGUUUUGGCCCAGUUCUCUAAUCUGUCAAGGUCGUUUUGAAGUGUGAUCCUGUCCCCUGGGGUGUUAGCCACCCCUCCCGGUUUGGUGUCAUCUGCAAAUUUGAUCAGGAUGCCCUUGAGUCCAUCAUCCAAGUCGUUGAUAAAGAUGUUGAAUAAGACCGGGCCCAAGACAGAACCUUGUGGCACCCCACUAGUCACUCUUCUCCAGGAUGAAGAGGAACCAUUGAUGAGCACCCUUUGGGUUCGGUCAGUCAGCCAGUUACAAAUCCACUGAGUGGUAGCAUAGUCAAGACCGCAUUUUACCAGCUUCUUUACAAGAAUAUCAUGGGGCACCUUGUCAAAUGCCUUGCUGAAAUCAAGGCAGGCUACAUCCACUGCGUUCCCUUCAUCUACCAGGCUUGUAAUUCUGUCAAAAACGAGAUCAGGUUAGUCUGACAUGACUUAUUUUUCAGAAAUCCAUGCUGACUAUUGGUGAUCACAGCAUUCCUUUCUAGGUGCUCACAGACUGUUUGCUUAAUGAUCUGCUCCAGAAUCUUCCCUGGUAUUGAUGUCAGACUGACUGGGCGGUAAUUAUUUGGGUCCUCUCUUUUCCCCUUUUUGAAAAUAGGGACAACAUUUGCCCUCCUCCAGUCUGCUGGGACUUCGCCUGUUCUCCAGGAAUUCUCAAAGAUGACUGCCAGUGGUUCUGAGAUCACAUCUGCAAGUUCUUUUAAUACUCUUGGAUGCAAUUCAUCUGGCCCUGGAGACUUGAAUACACCUAAACUAGCCAAGUAUUCUUGUACUAUCUCCUUAGUUAUUCUGGGCUGUGUUUCCUUUGCUGAAUCAUUUGCUUCAAAUUCUUCAGGUCGGGCAUUGUUUUCUUUAUUGGAGAAGACUGAGGCAAAGAAGGCAUUGAGGAGUUCAGCCCUUUCUGUGUCCCCGUUUGCAUUUCACCAUCUUCUCCUCUGAGUGACCCCACUGUUUCUUUGUUCUUCCUUUUGCUACGAACAUACCCAUAAAAGCCUUUUUUGUUGCUUUUAACCUCUCUAGCAAGCCUGAGUUCAUUCUGUGCUUUAGCUUUUCUGACUUUGUCCCCCAUUACUACUAUCUCCCUUCCUUUUGCAUGCUUGGCCAUCUGUUCCAGGAAGGCAUCAUCUAUGUCCUCCGUUUGGCUUGGGGAUCUAUAGUAAACUCCCACAAUGAGGUCACUGUUAUUCUUCUCUCCCUUAAUUUUGACCCAAAUGCUCUCACUUUGGCUUUGAGGUUCUAAAUCUUGGAUCUCUUCACAGGUAUACACAUCCCUGACAUAUAACGCCACUCCUCCUCCUUUCUUGUCUGGUCUGUUUCUCUGAAAUAGAUUGUAUCCCCCCCAUUAUUACAUUCCAAUCGUGGGACUUAUCCCACCAGGUUUCAGUGAUGCCUAUUAUGUCAUAUUUAGUUUGCCGUACCAAGAGCUCAAGCUCAUCUUGUUUAUUUCCCAUGCUUUGCGCAUUAGUGUACAGACAUUGAAGUCCAUUACUCAUUCCCCUGUGUCUCUUAUUUAAGGAUUUUUUCCUCCCACCACUAGGUCUGCGUGCUGUUUGCUCCAUUUGGUCUAUGACGACAUUUGGAUGAUCAUCUUCAUCAAUUGAUAAGACUCCUACCUUCAGGAGCACUGUCUCCCUCCCCCACAUUAGUCAGUUUAAAGGACCAUGUGCUUACCAGGAAGUUAUCUCAGAAAAAUACUACUCAACUGAAAAUCACAAUCCAACGCAAUCCUUCAAAAAUACACAAAAAUAUGGAAUACUGGGGCCAAUAACCCUUUGUGGGAAUGUUCAGGGAUGCAGGAGAGGAUAUAUUGUGAGAUUAUAUCCUUAUCCAACUUGUGCUAACAAGUUCCCAAAAUAUCAGCAGAGUUAGUAGACGUUCCCCUUUUAAGUUCGCAACGGUAAUGUGUGCUCAGGUUCGCUAGAACCUCUAUAAUAAUUACUCUGGUAAUUUCCCCUUUGUUCCCUCUUAAAAUAGAAGACACGACACAGUCUUUUAUAAAAGUAUAAAAAGAGUUUACUCACGUUCUGUUCACAAUAGGAUCCCAGAAGGCAGACAGGCUUAAAAAGGUAAAAUACAUUUAGAAUCUAUCUUAUAGGACGAUAGUCCCUUUCUGCUCUCUUGGCUGGGAGCCAAGAGGGCAUCUUUAGCAGAUGUGGCUUCUUCGAAGGAAGAUGGCAGAGAGAGCAAGAGGCAAGAGAGAGAUGGCUGUCCUGCCCUGUACUUUUAUCAAUUACAACAUUCCUGUUGUCCCAGGAAGUUUACCUGCUGGCUGGACAGACAUCCCUCCCCAUGUCUUAACAUGUAUACUCUAGGAAUGUUGUAAUUGACUGCUCCUGUGUUUUACAUCCCACACAGUUUUCCUGUAAAAAGGGUAGAUCUGGAUUAAUGGAGGGAAAAAUACAGACUAGCACUUGGAUGCAGAUGACAUUGUACAUACACUGAAAAAAUCUUGCAUUAAGAUCUCACAAUAAACACCUGUCUGGAAGCACUCAUAGAUGGGGUCUGGUGGACGCAAAAGGUCUGUUGCAGGGCAGCAACUCUUCUUGAAAACUGAAAAAUACUAUUGCUUUUUUUAAAGGUUUGUAUCAAACAAGUAUGUGAAAAGUAUGGCAUCCUGAAAUAUGAUUGUGAUCCUACAAAAAAGUGCUUUGGGCAUGGAGUAAGUAAAAUGAAUGUUAUAUUUUCCAUGUUAGUGUUUCAGCUAUAAAAAGGAGAUGCUGGUUUUCCCUCAUAAACUAUUUGGUAUUUUCUUGAGUGCCUGAAGCGUUCCCCUGUUGAUGGCCUCUCAGCUGAUUCUCUUUGGACCCAGCCAUUAUGGGCAAUUAUCAUCAAAUCUUCCAUUCUUAGGCAAAGUAAUUGAGCAGGUGGUUGCUCAACAGCUCCAGGCAUGUCUAGAGGAUGUGGAACAUUUGGAUCCCUUCCAUUUAAAUUGGAACUAGUGAAUGUCCGGUGUGAGUGUCUGGAAGCGGUUGGAGGAUGGAUGGCAGCUAACAGGUUGAGAUUGAAUCUCAACAAAACACAAGUACUGUUUCUGGAGGACAGGGGGCAGGACUUCCUAGUCCUGAAUGGGGUAACUGUGCCCUUGAAGGACCAGGUGCGCAGCCUGGGAGCCAUUUUGGACUCACAGCUGUCCAUGGAGGCACAGGUUAAUUCUAUUUUCAGGACAGCUGUCUACCUGCUCCAUCUGGUACGCUGGCUGAGACCCUACCUGCCUGCGUACUAUCUCAGCACAGUGGUACAUACCAUGGUUAUCUCUCGCUUGGACUACUGCAGCGUACUCUACAUGGGGCUACCUUUGAAGGUCCAGCUCCAAGGGCUUUCUGGCAGUUCCAGCGAGAAGUGAGCGUUACAGGGAACCAAGCAGAGGGCCUUCUCAGCAGUGGUGCCCUCUCUGUGAAUGCCCUCCCAUCAGAUGUCAAGGAGAUAUUCUAUUCAACCUUUAGAAGACAUCUGAAGGCAGCCCUGUAUAGGAAAUUUUUUAAUGUUUAAUGUUUUAUUAUGUUUUUAUAUAUGCUGGAAGCAACCCAGAGUGGCUGGGGCAAACCAGUCAGAUGGGCGGGGUACAAAUAAUGAAAUAAUAAUAAUAAUUACUACUACUACUACUACUACUACUACUACUACUUUAUCCUUAAUUUUAUUUUAGACUAGAACUGAGGUCCUACUCAGGAAGUAAUAAGAAUAAUAAUGUUUUCUUGAAGCAUAUUUUUCUUUUUAAGAUAAAGCACAUAAGCAAGGAGUAAAUGUUUCCUAUUCCUCCCCCACCUUCAGAUUUGCAACAACAAAAGAAACUGCCACUGUGAUCCAGGAUGGGCACCUCCAAAUUGCAAGGAAAAAGGAGGCCCCCUAGGAGGAAGCAUUGACAGUGGGCUUCGUAUGUUGGCUUCUGGUCAGUAAAAGCAGGAUCUUCCAUCCUGACAAAUAGCUCUGCUGCAGUAGUUUCCAAACUGUUUAGAAUUAGGACCCACUUUUCAUCUCAACCUGAAAACAUGGGACUGGGUUUGAUUUAUGUUUUAACCCAUUCAUUCCCCUCUUUAUUCUUCCCUUGAAUUUUCUGUCUUUCUCAAGGCAGAAAGAACAAGAUAAGAAGUGACAGCACAUUAGCUUAAUAAUCAUUCCUUCUUCCAAAGGAACUUUAGGAUUGUAGGUUGUGUGUUUAUGAGAGUGAGUGUGAGUGAAAUGUUUCAGAAUUCUUAGUACCUGAACUAAACUGCAAUUCCCAGGCAAUGGGAGAAGUGUGGCAGUUAAGCUAGUAUAAAAUUUUCAGUAUAGAUUUAACCCCUCUCUCCAUCCCUGUUUUCUAGUUCUCUUUCAAAGAGCAAAAGUGAAAAGCAAAUGUUUUAGUACUACUGCCCCUCCCUAAACCAGGCUGUGAUGGACUUGUGCAUUCUGAUGCGCCAGCUGAAUCCCAGUGGACUAGUACUAAGUCAGUAUGGGUCAGAACAAUACUUAUUGGUGCCAGAAUGAAAAAAUCCAAACAAUACCUCCUUCUUCUGCUUGUAAUAACCCUGGAGCACAGGAGACACUCUACCAGGAGACACUCUUGCCCAAACUCCAGUGAAAGGAACAGGAGCUGCACGUGAGGAUAGCAUUUAGACACAGAAGAGAGAGAGAGAGAGAGAGCACUGCAGAGAAAGAAGCCAACACAUUCCUAGUGCUACCCAAUUACUGCUUUUCUGCUGUAAGCUGCAAGCAGAACUGCAACUGAUUUCCUACAUCAUUAGUAGUAGGGCAUUUUUCUAUGUGUAUAACCUGCUAUGUUCCUCGGACACCUGUGGAUUUGACAUAACUUCUGUCUGCAGCUCAGUACACAUUCACUAUGACCUUUGUGAAGGAUGCCAUUUUAUAACCCCAUUUCAUAUAUUUUUAAAUGGUCUUUUAAUUUAACACUUUUCCAUCUCUCUAUUUUUUUAAAUGAAAGAGAGGAAUGGUGCUAUAAAACUGUGUUACUACAAUAUUACAUUUUUAUACCACAAUAAUGCUAAUUUAAAAAUAAAAAACCUUUCUGGUUGUUGCUGUUUUAGCAAUGUGGAAAGAGUUUGCUUUCUAAUCUUUAAAAUUUUUUAUAAAAUUGGAGCUUUGGGCAGUGCCACGCUAAAAAUGUCUAAUGCGGCAGCUUUCCUGGUUUUUGCUGUGAAAUUUGUUUCCAUGUAGAUAUUACAGAAAGAGUCAUAGAAGACAACAUGCGGACGUGGGUGCUCCUGAGCAUAUUUCUCUUUCUGCCCAUUGUGGUUGGGUCAGCCAUCCUGAUUGUCAAAUGGGCACGAAUCAGCAAGUACUGCAUAGAUGACAGCGAGUCUCUAGGCGAUUCUGAGUAAGUCACUUUGGCCACAGUUUAUCAGGGCCUGCCCUGUACACACCUGAAAUCUUCUGGUCCAUCAACAAUUUGGACAAGUAGGACCUGCAACAGAAUGCAGUCUUUAGCCAUGGCUGCCUCCACAUUCCCUUUCCCCUCUCACACACUUUUGCAUUGGGCUGUGGGGUUUUAUUGUGGGGUGUGUGAGAGGAAAGUCCCUUGCUUAGGGUUUUUUCCUAAUAUUUUUGUUGUAUUUCUGCAAACCUUGGGGUUCGUCUGAGCCUGCUGAUGGGUCAGAGGUGCAUUUCAGCUGCAUAAUAACACAGAUAGGAGUUUGCUGUUAGUAUAUAUCAGGGAAGGGUUGGCCAUACUGGAGGGAGAUGAUGUCCAACAACAAAAGAAAGAAAAGCAAGGAUAGGAAACCUGUGACCCUCCAGGUGCUGUUGUACUGCAACAACCCAUGGUGGCUAGUGGUCAGGAAAGAUGGGAGGUGUAGUCCAGCAACCUCUGAAGGGUCAUAGGUUGCCCACCCCAGUACAUAUAAUAAUAAUUAACUUUCAGACUUUAUAGUAAAGCUAACUCCAUGACAAAACUGAAGUAUGUUUAUCUGUAUAUAAUUAAGGUUAAGUAAUCUUAAUUCUCAUUACAUUUCAGAUCUUAUACUAGAUCCGAUGAAUAUAGCAUGUCAGACAAAACAAGGUAAGCUUCAACUAACUUAAAGUAUAUUGAUUAAUUUUCCUUCCAGAGCCGGCUGCAGUCUAGAAAAGGAUCACUCCCUAAUUUAUUUUCUCCCUUUGUGAUAGUGAAACAUGGAUUAAAUUGUCUAGUUUUUCCCAUCACUUAAGGAUGGACUGGGUUUAUCUGCAAAAUCUGCUUAUUACCUUUCCUUCCAAGGAGCCUCAAGGGAACACACAGUAAAAUAAGACCUGAAAACAAACAUGGGCAGAGCAGUCUUUUACUCAGGGGUUGUGCAUGGGGGUGGCCGGAGAGUGAUUCUGUUGCUCUGCCAGCGAAAUAACUGUCUCACUCUUCACUAUUCAGUCUCACUCUACCUGGGAGGGGAAAACACACCAGUCCAAAAAUUAGAAGUCAGCUUAAUAGUCACAGACACAGCAUUCCUGGAAAACCAUCAAAGCCUACCAUUCCUAGAUUCCACCAGCAAGGAUACCCACAGGCUGCCCCCACAUGCAGCCAAUGGACUCAUAAUGAUGAAGUCCUGCUCCUAGCACACCCACUGCAUCAUCAGACACACAACGUGCAUCAUUGUCCCCCAAUGGUACAGAUUCAGUGGCACAGCCAGCAGUCAGCCCUCUACUGCUAGUCUCCAGGCUGCUUGGACUCACAGCUGUUGUUCUUUUAGCACAACACAGGAGAACCCCCAAAACACAGCACCCAUAUAGCUCUGGGCUUAGGGGGCCUUCAAAGAGCACUCACAUUCGUCCUAAGCCGAGACAAAGGUUCAGGGCCCACCCAAGGUUCUCCAAGGCCAAGAGUGGAAGAUGCAACAGGAAGAGUCACAGACACCCCAGAACAGCCAUCAGCCUCCAGUUGAUCACUGCACUGAGUGAAGGAUUGUGAUGCAGAAGAUGAGAGUUUUUGCCACACCAAGGUUGAGCCAGUCAGCCAAAGCAACCCAAAGAGGUGGGUUCACUUGUGGUUGACAUGGAACAUGAGUUGGGAAGGAUCAUACCGCAUGCAGGAAUUAGUCGCACAACCCGAAGCCUUUCUAAACAAGGAGGAAUUUUGCUUGUCUCCUGGAGGGGACUGUCAGGCAGGAUUCCAAAGAAUUUUUUUUAAAUGUUCAUGACUUUUGCUAUUCUGUGGGAAUACAGUGGUACCUCAGGUUACAUACGCUUCAGGUUACAUACGCUUCAGGUUACAGACUCCGCUAACCCAGAAAUAGUGCUUCAGGUUAAGAACUUUGCUUCAGGAUGAGAACAGAAAUCGUGCUCCGGUGGCGCAGCGGCAGCAGGAGGCCCCAUUAGCUAAAGUGGUGCUUCAGGUUAAGAACAGUUUCAGGUUAAGAACGGACCUCCGGAAUGAAUUAAGUACUUAACCCGAGGUACCACUGUAUAUGACUAUGAGUCUCCUUAAAUUAUAGAUCAUAAAUAUAUAAAUACUACAAAUACAAACAAAAAACCCAUUAAAUACUGUCCUAUUAAUUGCAGUGAUGUUUGCUGUUUCUUUUCUUAUUUUCUUUUGAAUUUUUUGUUUACAGCAUUAUACAUUCUUACAGUGGUACCUUGGUUCUCAGACGUCUUGGUACUCAAACAACUUGGAACCCAAACACUGCAAACCCUGUAAGAACACUGUAAGUGUUCCGGAUUGCAAACAUUUUUCGGAAGCCAAACAUGCUCCAUUUUGAGUGUUACGCUGAGGUCUGUUUCUGCUAUUUAUUUUGUGUUUUUGUGGCUCUUUUUGUUUUUGUGACUAUGUGGAACCCAAUUCAGCUACUGAUUGAUUGUGUGACUGCAGUACAUUGAUUAUUGCUUUCUUUUCUUUUUUAUUUAUUUUUUGUUUUCUUGCUUAAAAAACACAUAAAAUAAAAAUUAACAUAAAAAUAAAAUAACAAAAAACAAAACAAAAACAUAUAUACAAAUACCCCCUGUGGCUUCCCCCCCCCAAAAAAACCUCAACAUUCUUAAUUUUUUUCAGUCUUUUUACCAUUGCAUCUUUUAUAUCUUGUCCCUGAUAUUCCUAAUAUAUCUAUUCUAUCUAUUUCAGCUUUUACAUACUUAAUCUAUGCAUAUUAACAUGUUAUCUUUAGACCAGUGUUUUUUCUUAUAGUCUUCAAAACAUUACCAUUCACUCCUUAGUUUCUGAUUUGUCUGGAGUCUUACGGCAGCUGUUAACUUUGCCAGUUGUAUAGAAUCACAUAGUUUAUUUAACCAAUCUUCUUUUGUGGGGAUAGUAUCUCCUUUCUAAUUUUUUGCCAGUACUAGUCUGGCUGCUGUAAACAAAAAAUUCAAAAGAAAAUAAGAAAAGAAACAGCAAAUCAUAGGUUUUAGAUAAUAAUUUCUUAUUUUUUUUUAUAGUAUUUUUGUAAUUUAGAUUCUUCUUUCUCAAAUCCUGUUUUUUUAUCCACAUUAAAUACAUUAUUUAACUGAUGGAACUGGAGCCAGUCAGUAAGAUAGUGUCUUAUCUCCUCAAAUGAUUUUAACUUCAGGUGCCCUUGGUCUUCUUUUAAUAAUUGGCUAUAUGUUGCCCAAUUGCUUUGCAUGUUUAAUUUUUUAACUGUGAAUGCCUCUAAUGGGGACAACCACCAUGGUGUUUUUACCUUAUUAUAGCCAAGGUAGCCAUGCCACCCAAAUCUGUUGUUGACACUCUGCAAACCCAAAAUAUCUGUUUUCUCUAAUAGAAUCCAAUCCCUCAUCCAAAUUAAACACUGCCUGACAAAAGAUUUUUAAUUUUGGUAGUGCAAAACCCUUUCUUUCUUUCUUUCUUUCUUUCUUUCUUUCUUUCUUUCUUUCUUUCUUUCUUUCCUGUCUGUCAGUAAUUUGUAUUUAAUACAAGGUUUCUUACCCUGCCAAAUGAACCUUGUCAGAUCUUACCUCCAUUCUUCAAUGCAUUCUGUUUUCGCUAUAAUCGACAUCAUUUGAAAAAGAAUCAUAGAAUCAUAGAGUUGGAAGAGACCACAAGGGCCAUCGAGUCCAACCCCCUGCCAAGCAGGAAACACCAUCAGAGCACUCCUGACAUAUGGUUGUCAAGCCUCUGCUUAAAGACCUCCAAAGAAGGAGACUCCACCACACUCCUUGGCAGCAAAUUCCACUGUCGAACAGCUCUUACUGUCAGGAAGUUCUUCCUAAUGUUUAGGUGGAAUCUUCUUUCUUGUAGUUUGGAUCCAUUGCUCCGUGUCCGCUUCUCUGGAGCAGCAGAAAACAACCUUUCUCCCUCCUCUAUGUGACAUCCUUUUAUAUAUUUGAACAUGGCUAUCAUAUCACCCCUUAACCUCCUCUUCUCCAGGCUAAACUUGCCCAGCUCCCUUAGCCGUUCCUCAUAAGGCAUCGUUUCCAGGCCUUUGACCAUUUUGGUUGCCCUCCUCUGGACACGUUCCAGUUUGUCAGUGUCCUUCUUGAACUGUGGUGCCCAGAACUGGACACAGUACUCCAGGUGAGGUCUGACCAGAGCAGAAUACAGUGGCACUAUUACUUCCCUUGAUCUAGAUGCUAUACUCCUAUUGAUGCAGCCCAGAAUUGCAUUGGCUUUUUUAGCUGCCGCGCCACACUGUUGGCUCAUGUCAAGUUUGUGGUCAACCAAGACUCCUAGAUCCUUUUCCCAUGUACUGCUCUCAAGCCAGGUGUCACCCAUCUUGUAUUUGUGCCUCUUAUUUUUUUUGCCCAAGUGCAAUACUUUACAUUUCUCCCUGUUAAAAUUCAUCUUGUUUGUUUUGGCCCAGUUCUCUUCAUCAAUGCUCAAGGUCGUUUUGAAGUGUGAUCCUGUCCUCUGGGGUGUUAGCCACCCCUCCCAGGUUGGUGUCAUCUGCAAAUUUGAUCAGGAUGCCCCUGAGUCCAUCAUCCAAGUCGUUGAUAAAGAUGUUGAAUAAGACCGGGCCCAAGACAGAACCCUGUGGCACCCCACUAGUCACUCUUCUCCAGGAUGAAGAGGAACCAUUGAUGAGCACCCUUUGGGUGAAAGAAAGAGCAUUUUGGGGAGUAUAUUCAUUUUUAUUACUGAGAUUCUUCCCCAAAAUGAUAAUUUCAGUCUAGCCCAAAUUUCUAAAAAUAAAAAUAAAAAAAACAUUCCAGGUUUUUUUAUAAUUGUCAUCAAAAAUGUCAGUUCCCAAAUAUUUUGUUUUUUUCACUAUUGACAACCCUGUUUUUUCCUGCAGUUCCUUUUUCUCUUGCUCCUGUAUAUUUUUAACCAUAAGCUUUGUUUUUGAUCUGUUACGUUUGAAGCUGGAGACCUCUCCGAAUUCUGUUAUCUUUUCUAACGCUUUGGGAAUACUCGUUUCUGGGUUUUCUACUGUUAAAAUUAAAUCAUCUGCAAAAGCUUUCAGUUUGAAAGUCUUUUGACCUAAAGAUAUCCCUUUAAUUUCUUCUUCUUUCCUCAGUUCCAAAUUUAAUAUUUCUAGGGUUAAUACAAAAAGUAGAGGAGAGAGUGGGCAGCUUUGCCUUGUGCCUUUUUCUAUUGGGAUGUAUUCUGUUUUCCCAUCAUUGACUAUUAGAUUUGCUUUCUGUUUCUCAUAUAUGGCUUUUAUAGCCUAGGUAAAUCAUUCUCCCUUUGUGAAUAGGUCAAUCACUUUCCUUAGAAAUUUCCAAGAAACGUUAUUGAAAGCCUUCUAGGCGUUGACUAGCAUUUCCCAUCUUGUAUUAUUUUAUUCAUGAGUGGCGGGGCUAUAAUCUCCCAUUUUUUUUAUAAUGGAUUACAGGAAGUCCAUCUGGGCCUGGGGAUUUGCCCAGCUUAGAACUAGAGAUUGUCUGGUGUAUCUCCUUCCUGGUAAUUGGCGAGUUUAAUUGUUCAAGUUUCUCUUGUGCUAUUUUGGGAAUUUCUUUCCCUUGUAUUUCACUAUGUCAUGUUCUCCUUCCGUUCCUAUCUUAUAUUGCUUCCUGAAAUAUCUUAAAAAGCAAUUAUAUAUUUCUUCCUGUUUGUCGAUUACCCUACCUUCUUGUACUAUCUUAUCAAUUUGUUUUUCUCUUUGUUUCUUUUUUAAUUACCUCGUCUGUUAGCAAAUUCAAAAUUCUUUUGUUUCAUCCUUUUGAUGUUAUUCUCUAUUUCAUCAUUUAAGAAUAUUGAUAGUUGGGAUUGCAAUAUUUUAAUAUUUUGGUUUGCGGUUUUGUUUUUUGGGUUGUUAACAAAUAGAUUCUAAUUUCUUUCAAUCGUCUAAUCUGGUCUAACUUUGAUUCUCCAAUCCUUUUUUUGUAUUAUGUUUUGUUGGCUAUAAAAGCCUCAUAUAAAGGCCUUACCGGCAUCCCAUAUUGAUCUAAUAUCAGUCUCUUGUGUCAUAUUUAUUUUGAAGAAUUAUUUCAUGGCCUCUUCAGCCUUUUAAAUAAUUUUCUCAUCAUUCAGGAUUCUCUCAUUCAUCCUCCACUGCUUGUUCAUUUUCUUCUUAUCCCUUAAUUCUAGUGUAAUCAGGUUAUGGUCUGAAAUGGAUUUGGGUUGAAUCUCAGUUUUUUUAAUUAGUGUCAUUAAACUAUUCAAUAUCCAUAUUCCAUCUAUUCGACCUGCAGAUUUUUUAGCUUCAGAAUAGACUGUAUACUGUCUUUCAUUUGUAUGUUUAUUUCUCCAAGCAUCUACUAAGUUCAGAUCUUCAACCAUUUGGAAAAAAAAUUGGAAGUUUUCCUUCCUUAGAUGCUUUCUCUCUUUCUGUUCUAUCAAGGUUCAACAAAGUGACCCCAUUAAAAUCUCCCAUAAGAAUCAUGUCCUCAUUGUUAUGUUCCAAUAAUCUUUCCUCUAGUUUUUUAACGUAUUUUGAUUUGUUUCCAUUUGGAAAGUACACACCCACCAGUAUUAAUUUUUUUUGCUUCUUGUUAACUGCACGCCCAGCAAUCAUCCUUCAUUGUCUUUAAAUAUUAAUUUGGAUUCUAAUUUUGGGUUUAUGUAUAUAACGAUUCCUCUCUUUUAUGUAAAUCUGAAGCUAUAAAUUAUACCCCUGGUUUCUUAUUUACCAAAACUCUCUUGUGCUUCUUAGCUAUAUGUGUUUCCUGAAGACAGAUAAUGUCCCAGUUCUUCUUUUUUAGGAUAUGUUGGGUUUUAUUCCUUUUCUCUUUAUUAUUUAAACCAUUGAUAUUCUACGAGAUAAUGUUCAAAUUCAUCAAAUAACAAUUACAAAUUGGAUUCAGAAAAAUAUAUAGAAUAUAGAUUUAAUCUGGUGGGUUACGUCUUAUUGUAUCUCUUAAUAAGAAUUGCUUUUACUCCCCUCCUGUAGUUUCUAACUCUUAUCUCUCCUGCAUGACUUCUCCUCCCAGUUCUCUCUUGUAUUUUCUCCAGAACUUCCCUAAAUAGCCCCUCCAGGAAUUCCCAUUUGUAUCUUAUUGUGUUGGUUUUUAAAGCAUCUGUUAAUGUCUUGUAAUUUUGUCUUUUUUAAGGAGUCUUUUUGAUAUUUCUUUAUGAAUUAUUAUAUUCCUUUCAUCUAUUGUCAACUUCCUUUUCUGGAGUACUUUAUCCUUCAGUAGUCUUGAAUUAAAGAAGACCAUACGGGGGGCCGCUAGGGGCGCAUUGGAAGAUGGCCGACAAUACCAUCUCUCCGGCUCACAUGAGGUAAUUAAGAGACUAAUAUGGGAGUAAUUAGCCUCCCGAGUUUUCCCAGGGGGAAUGGGAAAACGCUGCCUCGUCCGCGGAUGCCUAUAAAUCACCCCCGAGUUUGUAAGAAGGAGGGGGUGAGGGCACUGGACGGAAAGCCCUUGUGUGUUUUUUUUGCUCUCCCUGACGCUGCUUCUGAUUGCGAUCCUAGUUGCAUGACUCAAGAUAAACAAUUGGAGAAGAGUAAUUGCACUUGUUUUGAGUGAAAGAAAGGGAGUAUUGAUUGCUAAUUAAAUCAACCUCUGUGAAGCUGAGUGACGGGUUGGAUUGAACAGAACUACAUCAAAGAACACUACAUCAAAGAUGUUGGUAUGUUGCAACGGAGCGGAAAGGGGGGGAAAACCUAUGUGAUUUACCUAACAACCCCUCCCUAAGAAGAACCGUCGCAUGACUGAUUAGCAAGUGAGAUGGAAUAAUAAACUGUGUGGAAAUGAAUUGUUGGCUAAAGGCUUUGUUUUGUGGAAGAUCUGGAAAGGAAUGAAAGGCUUUUGGAUGACGCAGUUCUAAUUGAGAACCCCCGUGAUGAGGCAGGCUUUGUUGCAAGAUUUACGGUCAAGAGGGGGAGGAAGCCACGGCUUUGCUAUUAUAUCUGAAUUCUACAUUUGAUCUGGCAAGAACUCCCUGAAAAGACUGAUGUCGGAGCAACAGGUCUGGCAAAGUUAAUGAGCAGACGCUUAGACUGUAUUUUAUGGAAAUGCUGAAAUGGUAUCUGCCGUUCAAACAGGACCUUUGGACUAAUGUGAAAAUCCACACAGGACUAUAACAAUGUUCGUUUCAACUCACUUGUGGAGAUUUACAGAGGUUAGAAAGAAAGGGGGGGAUGAUAACAACAAGAAGAUUGGAAGAUGAUUUGUAAAGAAUAACAACAAGGAGAUGGAAAGAUAGAACUGUGAACAUCAAAGCAACAGAAAUAUGAGAGGAUUGGACCCUUUCUGAGCUCGAAGCAUGGGUACCCCAACAAAAUUUUAAAAAUUCGGUUAAAUAUUUGGAAAUAUUUGGAGUUUAUUAUGUAUUGGUAUAAUUGGAAUUAAUGUGAUUUGAUUGGUUUGUUAAUAAAAAUUAUUAUUUUUUUUUAAAAAAGAAGACCAUACAGUUCCUGAUCCUUUAUUCGUCUUUGUUCCUUCAGAUUUGAUUCUGAAGAUCUUAUCUAUGUCCAUUAUUAAUUCUUCUUCUUGGGCUCUGAGCCAUCUAGCUAAUUCUUUUGUCAGUUUGGUUUCAGUGUCUUCAUUCUGCAUCUCUAGGAUCCCCUGAAAGCAUAGAAUAAGCUCCCUUUAGUGCAUCUCGAGAAUCGCGACUUGAUUUAACAUUUUCUCCUGUAUUCUCUUUAAUUCUAUUACCUCAUCAUUUAUAACGUCUUCGCCUUUUUUCAGCUCUUUACUUUCAUUUUUAAUUUUCUUGGUUUUUUUCCUUCGAGAGUUCCUCUUGUUUAUUAGAUCUAGAUUUCAAAUCUUGGACUGUUUUCUCUAUCUCCCUAAUUUUAAUAGUCAGAUCUUUUACCUGUGCAGAUAGGUCUAUUAUUAAUUUUGAAUUUUGCUCAAUCUUGUUGCCCAUGGAAUCAAGUUUAUCAUUAAUAGAUUUAUUCAUUCCAAUAACCAACUCUCUUAUAUCAGCAUUUGUAUCUAACUCCACCACUGAUUGGCGUCUUGGAGCUCCUGAAGAGGUCUUGGAAGUCAUUUUAGUUGCUUCUCUAUAUACACAUGAAUAUAAGCUUUGUCCCAGUCUUAAUAAGUUCCUUUGAUAUUUUUGUACUUUAAAUACCCUCAGGUCUGUAUUGUUUCUAUUCAGAGAGCUCUGGGAAGUAUUUGUUCAAUUAUUCCUCCCGCAUUUGGCAUUUAUGUAUUAUUAAAUACUCUAAUUGAUUAUCAACUUCUUAAAAUAUUUGUCAAUCAAUAUUUCUCCUUGCCCUCCCUACUAUCUCAGAUCCUGAAUCGAGAUUUGUUACCCUUUAUGUCCUAGAACUUAGUUAAUAUGAUUUGUCAAUAUACUUAUAAAUUCCUUAAUCAACACACUUCAUAAUGAUUAAAUCAAAUGAUUAUUGCUUUCAUUUUAUGAAUCAAUGGUCUUGUUAGAUAGUAAAAUUCAUGUUUUAGGGGUUGUUUUUAAAAGUAUGGAACAGAUUACCGUAUUUUUUGCUCUAUAAGACUCACUUUUUCUCUCCUAAAAAUUAAGAGGAAAUGUGUGUGCGUCUUAUGGAGUGAAUGCAGGCUGCGCAGCUAUCCCAGAAGCCAGAACAGCAAGAGGGAUUGCUGCUUUCACUGCGCAGCGAUCCCUCUUGCUGUUCUGGCUUCUGAGAUUCAGAAUUUUUUUUUCUUGUUUUCCUCCUCCAAAAACUAGGUGCGUCUUGUGGUCUGGUGCAUCCUAUAGAGCGAAAAAUACGGUAAUCCACUUUGCAUUACUUUCUAUGGGAAAGUGUGCCCUGGUUUUGGAAUGCUUUGGUUUUGGAACAGACUUCCAGAACAGAUUAAGUUUGAGAACCAAGGUACCACUGUAUAUUAUUAAUCAUCAUUACUCAAUUUUAACUGUAUAUAUAUGAUAGUAUUCAUUCUAAUUGUUUAGAUACUGUUUUCUCAAUUCACAUGGUUUCAUCAAUUCAACAAUGUUAAAUGGCACACCUAAAACUCUGCCAGCCUUCACCAGUGUGGUGCCCUCCAGAUGUUAUGGAGUGCAGCUCCUGUUGGUCUUAGUGAGCAUGGCUGUUUGAUGCCAGACUAAAGGGAGUUGUGGUCUGAAACAUCUGGUGGGCACCACCUUGGUGAAGGCUGAACAAAGCAGUGACAGGCAUUGCUUGGGGAACUGUUUCAUAACAGCAGCAGCACUUCCAGGCAAAGCCCCACAAAACUAGAUCUUGCCUCUUAUAGGUAAGGUACAAAGUAGGGCCAGUCCACCCAAGAGGCAAGGUAAAGUGACUGCUUCAGGCAACAGGAUUCAUGGGGACAGCAGAUCUGGCCUCCAAGGUACACAUCACCCCCUGCUGCUGCUGUGGGGGCAGUGACACCACUCCUUGGAGGCCAGAUCUGUGUUUCCCAGCAGCCUCUUGGCAAACAGGUUUCCUCCGACUCUUUUUCCCAAUGCACAGCUUUAUUCCCCCCGGUUCUGAUGUAGAUGAAGUGAACUCAGACCUUCCUCCCUGACAGGCAGGAGAUGCCAGUUUGUGGUUUGCCUUAGGAGCCCAAGUGUCUUGGGCCAGCCAUGGUACAGAAAUUUCACAGAUUGUGCAGGGAGUGGAGAGGCUUCUAUGGGAGAAGGUUGUUUUUCCAAUCUCUUCUCCAUCUUUCUGGGUGGUGCUAAAUUUUGUUGAUUCUCCUUAUUGUAUUGCUCCAUCAUGUCUUCUCUCCUCUCUCCUCUCUCCCUCCUGCUGCCCCUGGGAUGUGAGUAGCUUGAGCAACCAAGAAGACACAAUGUGACCAGAACUGGGUCAGGCUCCUGCUGUUUAUGUGACUUGUAGCUGUUUAAUAAAUUACUGCUUGCUUAUACAGGUGAAAAGUAUUCU
This is a messenger RNA of Podarcis lilfordi (Lilford's wall lizard), 86917 nucleotides long. Lineage: Eukaryota; Metazoa; Chordata; Lepidosauria; Squamata; Lacertidae. The record is from the annotation of a GenBank genome assembly.